GAGAGGGGCGCAGCGCUGGCGGCGGCCCUUCGCGCUUAGUUUUCCCGGGGGGCUGUUUGGGAGGGCAGCCUUCCUCUCCGCGCGGGCCAGUCGUCUGUCUCUCACCCUGCGCGCCCCUUGCCCAGGAGGGGCCGCAACCUGCGCCCGAGACAAAGCCCCCCACUCCCAUUCCCGAGGCGGAGAAGGGCUGUGCUGGGGCCGACGGAGUCCCGGGACCCUUCUGGGGCGCAGCCUUCCCGCCGAGAUCCCCGCGCUCCUGCGCGCCUCCGACGCUGCGCGCAUCUUGCGCGCCUCCGCCGAGCUGGGCUCCCCUUUCGAACCGGCGGAGCUGGGCUCCCCUUUCGAACCGGCGGCGGGCAUCAGCCUCUCCCUGCCCGGGCAGACCAGGGGGCGCCUGGCCGAAGAGAGGCUGCUCCACUGCCCCUGCGCCCUGUUUACUUUUUCCCUUCCAGAAAUGGAUCCCGCGGCUCCGCUGCGCGCCGGCCCAGCGCGGCCCCACCGCCGCGGCGUCAGAAAAUGGGGGCGCCGGGCGGCUCAAGUCUAAGCGACCCCGCCGCCGCUGCCGGACCUUUGAGAUCUACCUGGCCCGGAGCAGGUAGGCUCGGCGGCUUGCAGGGCGAAGGGACCCCGGGGGCGCCCGCGGGCCGGGGGGGUGGUCUGUGGUUCGAAAGCGCAGCCGGGCUCUCCAGAGGGGAGGUCGGAGGGGUCUCUUCCUGCUCCCUGGCUGCGCGUGUUUUCUUGCCUGCGCGACUUGCCGGCUUCGGCAGGUCCGGAGAGCGCAGCGGGAAAGAGCAGCUGCUUGGGAUGCAGAAUGUCAGUUCCUGCCUGAAACCCAGAGGAGGUGAUGCUGAGCUGGACCGAGGGAGUCUGACUCUGUAUCUGGCAAUUUCCUACGUUCUGAUGUGUGGGGGGAGCACAAAAUGCCAGCGGCUGAGCCCUGCCCUCCUCCUCCGUGCUUGGGGAGGCCCUGGAAUGACUCCACUACCAACCCCCACAAAGUCUCAAAUAUCCUGGGACCUGUAUGAAGCAUAAAGUUGGAAGGCACCCCAAAGGUCAUCCAGUCCAACCCCCUACAAUGCAGGAAUUGCAAGCAUUAACUAGGGACUGGGAGCGGCCUCCGAGACCAUAUCACCGGUCCUGAAAGACCUACAUUGGCUCACAGGACGUUUCUGGGUACAAUUCAAAGUGUUGGUGCUGAACUUUAAAGCCCUAAACGGCCUCAAAUGCCCAGUAUACCUGAAGGAGCAUCUCCACGCCCAUCGUUCAGCCCAGACACUGAGAUCCAGCUCUGAAGGCCUCCUGGCAGUUCCCUCACUGCGAGAAGUGAGGUUACAGGGAACCAGGCAGAGGGCCUUCUCAGUGGUGGCUUCCGCCCUGUGGAAUGCCUUCCCAUCAGAUGUCAAGGAAAUAAACUACUAUCCGACUUUUAGAAGACAUCUGAAGGCAGCCCUGUUUAGGGAAGUUUUUAAUGCUUGAUCUUUUUUUCUGUUUUUAAUAUUCUGUUGGGAGCUGCCCAGAGUGGCUGGGGAAACCCAGCCAGAUGGGUGGAGUGUAAAUAAAUUACUGCUGCUGCUACUACUACUACUACUACUACUACUACUAACACCUAGCCAAUCCGUCCCUCCUGUGCUGGCAAACUCCCCUUUCCCCCAGGAGGGUUCAGUUGGACACCCCUACGACUUGCCCCCCCACGAUGCCCCCUGGUGGGUGCCUCCUUCCUGCAGGUGGGUGCUGAUUCUGCCAGGUGGGUGGGGGGUGCUGGGCGACUCCCUCAGCCUCGCAGUCAGCCAAGCAGUUGGAUGACGACUCCUGCAUUGCAGGGGGUUGGACUUGAUGACCCUUGGGUGCCCCCAACUCUACCAUUCUAGACUCCGUUUUCCCAGGGAUCUGUGACCCACCACCGCCACUGUGUCCCUGGGUGUGGGAAUGAUUUGGCCUUUGCCUCCAGCAGCUCCUCCUCCUCCUUGGGGCUUUUCUUCUCUGCUGCGUUGCCAUCACAGCUGCAUGAAGUUUCCGAAGGAGGCAGCUCAUCUCUUGGAAGCCUCUGCCUGAUGGUGAGUCGUGCCCCCCCCCCCCGUUCCUGGGAAAUCACAGCAGACUGGUCCGGGUGGCAAUGACGGGGCUGCCCACCCCACCCCCCAAGUCUGGAUCUGACCCCUGGAGUCAGCUGGGUGCCUAGUUGCCUUGGGUGAAGCCAGGGGCUUUUCUGAAGGCCAAUGCCCUGCUCUCCUCCUGGGUUGGUGGAAGCAGAAUGGGGACGAGUCUGUGUGUGGCAAAUCUGCAAGGAACCUCUCUGGCCUGGUUGCAGGCAGGAUCCUGACCACCUCUGCUUUGGGCUCCUAGCUCCAGUUGAAACCCCCGGCCACUGAGCAGAAAGAAAAAUAAAUCCACUUGUAGGAGCUGGCUGGUUCUUUGUGCAGGGGAGGGGCAAGGAAGAGAGGCUUCCCUGCUCUGUGUGGCCCCUUCCCUUGCCUGAAAUGGGGGGGGGAAUGAAGGCAGGGAGGGGUGGGGGGUGAUGCAGGAGGGAAGAUGCAGUCCAGCCUUCUUAAGCCACUUCACUCCUUUCUGGAAGCAGUGUUUGGGUCCUUUUGCCCCUGGACCUGGUCUGUCUUUCUUUUCCUGCUACUCCAGGGAAAAAUCCUCAGCUCUCUGACCUCUAUGUGUGUUUGCAGGGGCGGGGGGGGGGGGGUUUCCUGCCUGGCUUGACUAAGCUUCAGCUACUGAAGUGGGGAGGGGGAAGAGACCACAGAGCAGGCCUAUCCUAGGUGCCGAUUCCCUGGGUGGAGUCAGUCCGACAGGGCCAAGGCAGGACACGAGGCAGGAAACCAGACAAGGACAGGGGCAGGACCUGGCACACAGCAAUGUUGCUCCCACAACCUGCAGCGGGGUCCAACAGCCUUUUAUCUCUUUCGGGGUAAUGGCCGGUCCUGAUCCCCCGGCGACUCACCUCCCUGUUUCACCCGAAGGUGAGCACUUCUCCUGCGAAUACUCAGGUCUCUCCUUCUCCCAGACCUCAGUCUCUGCAGCUCGGGAGACAUUGGUGGGUUACUAGACCCAGAGGCCGCCUCAGCCUCCCCUGACCCAACUGGUAGUGGAGCAGUUGUAAGUGAUGGCCCAGCCAGAGGCAACAAGGUCAUCCCUGCAUCUGGAGUCAGGGCAGGCUCAGGCCCCUGACUCGGCCCAACUGGUGCUUGUUGCAGGGGAACCUGUGCAGACUGGGACUCUUCUGGAUCAGGCCUUGGUUCAGAUGAUGCCUGAGGCAAAGGGUCCGGUGCAGACUGAGACUCCUCUGGUUCCGAGUCCCAGGCCAUCACAUGCUCUGCCCUCCACAGCUGGAGGCAGGAAAUGCUUCCGAAUCCCACUUGCAAGAAACAUCAGGAGGGGAGAGUCGCUCUUGCACUCAUGUUCCCCUCCCUGGUUUCCCACAGGCAUCCGGUUAGCCACUGUGAGAGCAGGACUGAGGAAGGAUUGAACUCUGAUUAAUAAGAAUACACACAGAGGCUUGAACCAGCAAGACUCUGGGAAGGGUGCGUAUAACAGUCUCUCUCCCUCUAGCCCCUGGCCCAGGUCAUUUUAUUCACAAAAGAGCUUUUUACAGAGUGUUCGUAAGAACCAAUCAGAUUUCUUCUGAGCAUUUCAACAAACCCCACGUGGGAACAAAGUUAAACUACCAAAACUAAUUAAGCUCACAUAUUUCUGGGGUAAACAAAACAGAACUACAAAGGAGUGCAUUUGGCAACCCCUGAGGUUAUAAACAAAGAAAAUAUAUGAUAAGAAGGAUGGCCAGGAAGACAGCGAUCAUUAUCACCUUCAGGUGAGAUCUGUUUCCUGGCCCUAAGAUUAACAUAUCAGAAAAGCUACAUCAAAGAAACUUGCCCACUGUCUUUGAUGACCCAGGACGUCUGCCUGUCUUAAGUGUGUAUGUGACUUGUGAAGCAAGAGAAAUGGAACAGGGAUGCAGAGGUGUGGAUUGAUCAAGAAUCAUAUCAAAAUAGUUUAAACCCAGUGAAUGCAAUGCUUUCAUUGCUGACACAGAUGGAUUACUCUAUAUUUGUUAUAAUUCCUCAUAGCAAUCCCACCUGAUCACUACACAGGACUCUGGACUGGAUGGGCCAUUGGCCUGAUCCAGCAGCCCUUUGUGGUACUGGCUGGGCUCUUGGGUUCUGCCGUGCUCUGUGGAGGGAGGCAGGUGUGUUGCAGAGGGGGGUCUGCUUCCUCCAGGCUUCCUCCACCUGAUGCUGAGGAGCAGCAACUUCUCUCAUGAACCUGCUGUGAGCAAACCCACGUCUCGCUGCCUCCUGUGGAGCUGGGUGGGGUUUUUGGAUACUCCACACAUCCUUCCCAACCUAGACUGGCUUCCCAACUUCAGCAGCUUCCUUAUUUAUUAAAUUUGUAUAACACCCUUCAUCCAAAUAUCACAGGACAGUUUGAAACAUAAAAAUUAAAAAAAUGGGCACAUAAAAUGCUUAAGGAAGAAAUCCCCAAACCUCUCUCCCGUGAUCUCAUUGAGGAGGCCACGAGGAGAAGGAGCUGCCAUCCAGCCCCAAAGGCCUGGCCUGGGCACAGCUGGGCUUGCCUCCCCGUGGCUUCCCCUUCCAUGAGGGAGCCUGUCGUGGGGUCACCUGGUUGCACCCCCUCAGAAGUGUGUGCCCAGGGCCAAGGUGCCCCUGCCCCCCAUGCUACACUUCUGCCAUGGAGGGGCUGCUUCUUCGUGGCCCCUUCGCUCCUCGCCCUCUCCCUUGCCCCACACACCUUCCUGGGCAUCUAGGUCUGUUGGCACUGGCUGGCCUCCUUGCUGGCUGCAGGUGGGGAGCCCAGAAGGAGAAGCCCCCUCUCCAGAUUCACGUACUGUGAAGGAGCCCUCCAUCAAGAGGCCGGUUUAGGAGAGCACCACCAUUUUGCUUGCACCGGGUGCUGAGCUCGGAGGGCACCUCAGGGGAUGCUGCAACAAUGAUGAGCAACAGAAUGCAAGAGGUGUCUGUCUGUGUGCCAAAUUCUGGUGUCGCACAGAGUGCCGCAGAAAUUUUAAAGCCCAGCGUCCGCCACUGCCUCCGUCCCAGGAGUUCUUCUUUGCUGUGUCUCCCAAAGACCCAGGGGAAGUAUGAGUGAGUGCAGAUACUGGAUGGUCAUUUGUCAUGGAUACUUUAGUUGUUAUUCCUGCCUUGCAGGGGGUUGGACUAGAUGAUCCUCAGGAGUCCUUUCCAACUCUACCAUCUCUGCAGGGAAGCGGAGCGUUCAGCAAGUCCAAUACAAAAAUAUUGUCGGUUGCCUUUAUCGCUUCUGAGUUGCCGACGUUAAGGCAGGAGCUGCAACUGAGCAUUUAUUUGCUUUUGGGACACCAGGAUAUGUUGCUUCAGGGUGGAGAGCAUCUCACUAUCUUGUGCAUUUUUGCACGUGUGUGUGUGUGUGUGUGUUCCAGCUUCCUCAGUGCACUCCUAAAGACCUGGCUUGGCUGACAGACAAAGUGGCAGACCCUUUGGUGGCUAUGAAGUCCUGGAAAUCCAGGACCAAUCUGGUCAGGUCCUUAAUUGACAAAACAUGUCAAGCCAGGUGUGCAAGGAAAUGUAGCUGUGUCUUCCCACCCUUAGGACAGGUGGGGGUGGGGAACCUCCUAGCCAUGACAACAGGUGUGGGGCAGCUAAGGGCAGGGCUUCAAAGGAACAACCAGGGGCUUAGACUGGGCUCCCAGUAGUUCCGCUGCUGGAGCAAGGUCUGCUCUCUCUUAUUUAUUUCAUAAAACCCACACACUGUUCAAUGGUCAAAACCGCCCCUCAAAGCAGUUUGAAAAAAGAUAAUAAAACCAAGGAAAAAUGCAUUAGUUUAAAACGGACGAAAUGCUUAAAUCCACAUAAACUUUCAAAGCAUCCAGGCAGGCUUGUUGAAAUAAGCGUAUUUAUAGCAGGUGCUGGAAAGAGUACGGGGAAGGUACCUGCUUGAUGUCAAGAGGCAGGGAGUUCCAAAGGGCAGGCGCUGCCACAAUAAAUGAUGUUCUGACAAAUGCGGAAAAUGGGCAUUAUGUGGCACCUGGAGCCGUGCCUGUUCUGCCAAUCAAAGCAGUUGAGUGGGUGCAUGGGGGGGUAAGGCAACGUCUUAGGUAAGGUGGUCCCAAGUCAUGAAGGGCUUUCUAUACUGAUAGGAAUACCUUGAUCUCAGCCUGGUAGUUGAUGCAGAUCUUUGAGCACAGGGCUCAGUCCUGUCAACACCAACUGCAGCUCCAGACUGUGCCACUCAAAUUGCAGUGUGGACUAAAGUUGCCUAAUCCUCCAGGAUUAGGGGCCUUGAGGGUUAAGCAUCGUUAGUUUCAUUCUAGAUCUAUCCUUGCACCAGGCGGCCAGCAGCACCAGAACUGAGCACAUGAGAAGUAUCCAGCAAAGUCCUGCUCUGUCUUGGGGAGACUGCAGGCUUGUCUUUCUAUUCUGCCAGUGCUGAACCCGCCCCCUCAGCCCCCAUGGGGCUCUUUGGGAGAAAGGGAUUGGGUGAGGUGAUUCCCACACAGCCUCCCUGUUUUUUGCACUCUCGGGUUUUCUCUAGUUUCCCCCCCACCAAUAAAUUUUAUUUUAUUUUUUCAAGUUUUUUCCCCCAAGUUUUAUUUUUAAAUUUUGAAAAAAAUAUAUUAAAAAGAAUAAUAUCGAAUAUCUUUUUUAUCAAAGAUAUCAAAGAUAAGAAAAACUAAAUAAAAACGCAAACCCAAAAGGGGGUGGGAGGAAGAAAGUAAAGGGGGAAAGAGAAAAAAAGGAGAAGAAUCAGAAGUUUGGUCCUUUUCCCUCAAGUUUUCUCUUUUGAGAGGACUCCUCCCUCUGCAAACUUCAGGUCUCCCCCAAGGGCGUCGACAGCUCCCCUUUGUUUCUUCCUCGUCCUCUCUUGUGUCUACAACCCGAGCCUUAGGAACCGGGUUAAUUAUUAGGAGGGAGCGAUAAGGGCGGGUGUUCUGAGCGACUGAAAGGCGUCUUGCAAAAGGGUCCUGGAAGCGAAAUAGGCGAAUGAUCUGCGCUUAGCAGCGCCCCGUCAUGUGCCAAAGGCAGGCAGGCAGACAGGCGGUGCAAGCCUCGCGGGUUCGCCGGGGAGGAUGGACGAAGCGGCUGCCCGCGUCUCUCUCCGCGGCUGGGCCCUCGCGCGCUUCCUUCAGGCGCUCGGCAAGAGCCACGUGGAAUCACGCCAGGACCGUCCUGUAGUUUUCCAUUCCUUUUCUCCUGAAGGCAGCGAGAUCCGUUUGCUCUCCCUCCCUCUCCAGAACAAGGCGCCCUUUGCUCAAGCGCCCCCACCCACCCCAGCCGCAAGCAGGCCUCCCGCGGUGACAGGGGGUGAUGCUGGAAGAUUCAGGGCGGCUGAAAGACCGUCCUCCUCUGUGCAAACUGCGGAACUCUCUCCCACAGGAGGCAAUGAUGGUCACCAACCUGGGGGGCUUGAAAAGAGGGUUGGACGAAUUCCUGAAGCAGGAGAGGGCUGUCCUUAGGAAGGCUGUGGACGCCCCUUCACUGGAGGUUUUCCAGCAGAGGUUGGACGGCCAUCUGUCGGCGUUGCUUUAGCUGAGAUCCCUGCAUUGCAGGGGGUUGGGCUAGAUGACCCUCGGGUCCCUUCCAGCUCUAAGGUUCUAUUAUUCUAUCCAGCAGUGUUUCUGAAGACCAUUUGCUGGAAAGUUGCUCUGGCGCUGGAAUCCUGCUUGCUGGUUUCCCAUAAUGGGCAUCUGGUUGGCCACUGGGAGAACAGGAAGCUGGGCAACAGGGAUCCUUGGGCAAGAUCCAGCAAACUCUUUAUUAUAUCAUGGAGGAGGGGGCUAGAGAUACCCCAAAGGUCAUCCAGCCCAACCCGCUGCAAUGCAGGGAUCUCAGCUCGAGCAUCCCUGACAGGUGGCCACUCGAGUCCACCGCGUCCCAGGGAGACCUUUCCCUCCUCGCUCUGUCCAGCUCCCACAGACAGAGGCAUCUGCGUUUCUGAAUGCCGCUUGCUGGAAACCGCCGGAGCGGAGAGUUUCUCUUGGGCCGGAUCCUGCUUGCUGGUUCGCCCCCCUCCGAGGCCCCUGGGUGGCCCUUGUGAGAAGUGGGUGCUGGACCAGAGGGGGCCCCUUGGCCUGAUCCGGCAGCCAGGCUCCUGGGACGUUCUGCUGCGGAUGGAGAUGGCCUCGGCCGCCCCGUCCGGUGCCAAAUCCUCCCCCGGCUUUCGCACCAGCCCCCCGAAGCCGGCGAGGUUCUUGGCAGGCCUGGCGAGGUUGCUGAGCCUCUGCAUCUCCCCAGCAACGCGAAAGGCAUUAUACUGUUCCCAUGGAAACUCGGGCAGAAGCAUUUGGGAAGGAAGAGGGGAAGGAAGGAAGCUGCCGUGUGGGUCUUGGCAGCCCCGUCGCGGCGGCGGCGGCGGCGGCGGCGGAGCUUCUUUGUCUCCUCCUGGCCCGCACGGACGGCAGGGCAGAGGAGCAGCAGCCCCGGCUCCUGGGGAGGCGCCCUUCGGCGCGCCCGGCCGGCAACUCCCGCCGCCUCUGCGCAGCCCCCCAGUCCCGGGCGCCGCGGGCUGCAGGCGGCGGAGCGCCAGAGCAUUACCGCGCCUGGCCUGCGAGGCAGGGAGGCACCCACGAGCCCCAGAGCGGAGCGGACGAGGACCGGGGCAGCCGGGUAAGUGCGAGUGUGUGUGUGGACGGGGGGGGGGGGCGCCGUGGGGACCACCUUCUCCGCAGACUCUCCGCGCCCACGUGCACAAGGCGGCCGGGGGCGCGGCCGCAGAAAGGGCCGGCCGAAGCCCGGGGAGGGGCUGCCUCGGGGGAGGGGGGAAUGGGUCAGCCAUGCGGGGAGUGGGGGGGCACGGAAGGGCAGCCAUUUGCUGGCCCAAAGGGGGGCUUCCGCGGUUGGGCUGCUGCUAAGAUGUUGCCGCUUCUCUCUCUCGGAGGAGGCGGCGUCUUGGACUCCCCCCCGCGGCUCAUUUGCUUGUGCCGAAGGUAAACUUGCCUGGAGUGAGUGACCCCCCACCCGGUGCCUUCACCUGCUGCCUCCCCCCCCUCCCCGACACCUCCAUCUGCUCGGACGCUGGUGUGUGAGGCUGGCAAUCAGGAGGAGGGGGCGGGUAUUAUGGAUGCCGGAGCUCUUGGCGUCCGGACAGGGCGAGGUUGGCGCUGUGCCCCCCCCCCCGCCCCCCCAGCACAUUCACAGAGCCUCCUGGGCAGGCUGAGCAUCCCCCGCCCUGCUGCAAUGAUCAGCCCCAAGCAGGACCCCUGCCUGCCCCAACUUCGGCUAGGAGGGUCGGGGGGGACAAUCUCGUUGAGACUACGGGGGUGGGGGAAAGGGGCGCCCCUCUCUCCUCCCCAUGCACCGUGAUUCCAAUCCUGGUCCGCUAAUGGCUGUUAAAGAAACACAAUCCCACUGAGAACAUCCGUGCCUCUAACGAGUCGUCCACAUGGUCUGCAAGCCCCGGGCAGUUUAAUGGGAGACCUACCUGUUGAAACCAGAGGUGGGCAGGAGCAGCUCAGAUCCCCUUCCCCGUUGUUCGGUGGGCUUUGGAAGUCCACCGGGGAUGGGCAAAGGCAGGGAAAUGAAGCCCUCUAGCAGUUACUUCCUUGGCCAGAAUCUUUUGGAUCACCCAGCGCAGAGUCCAGAACCUCACCUCACUCUGCUUCAGAGUCCAGAACCUCGCCUGGCACCUGGUGUUUCCUUGCCAGUGGCAUCCUUCUCCCGUGCUGGCAGCAUGCCAUCUGAUGCCACCAGAGCUAGUGGAGAUGGUCACUGCCCCCUUGAGAGGCAGGGGCAGGAAAGGGGGCCGGAGGAGGGAGUCUGGUGGCAGUGGCAAGGACAGAGAGGUCUGCUCCAGGCCCUCUGGUAGAUGACGGUAAGUUCUCCCAGCAGCCCCCUUCAGCGCCUCCUGUGUGGGCCCCUGGACCCCCUGCUGACUGAGGCUGCCCUUUCAGGUACACCUGGGAGUCAGGGGCUCCUGCUCCCCCAACUCUGAUUUACCUUGUGUGCAUCUCACAACAAUAUCUGAGCUUGGAGAAGAGCGUGGCUCCAAUAUGUGCCAAAAUGUUGUGCUCCUGAGAGCCACUCGCUGGGGCUUCUCUGCAGCUUAUGAGGUUCCUGCCUUUGGAGACGGACCAGAGUCUGAGCUGGAGGUCAGGCAGAGGUGCUGUGAGGCCUUUCCAGCUGCUGCUUUGGUUGGGUCGAGCUGCUGCUGCUGCUGAUCCCCCGCCCCACCCUGGGGAAACUGGACGUUGAACUCACAUUAAACCCCUUUCCCCCUCCUUGAGAGGUGAGCUCUUGUCUCCGGGCUCCCAGGUGUGAUGCAACUGUGUUGGCCUCUUAGGAACUCAGUAGAACAUUUCUUCAGUGCAGGAUGAAUCCUUCGCGGGAGGACCAGAGCACAGCCAGGCACCUGAAGCUCUGAUCCAGAGAACACAUACAGGUCCAUGCUUGGCUGGGGGGGGGCUCCUCGUCCUGUGUCCCCCCACCCCACCCUUCACCUCCCGGAGGCAUUAAUUAUGCUGCCUGUUUUAUUUAUUGGUUUUAUAAAACUGUUUCUAUGGCACCUUUCUCUCCAGAGAGCACUAUGAAUAUUUGCAACCAGUAAAAUAACCAGUACAUAAUAAUUAAAACAAACCACACCAGUAAAAUAUUUAUAUUAUUACAGUGACUAGGAUGCUGAAAACUAGCAUUAGUGGCCUGGGAACACCUAAGCAAAUGUGUUUUUAAUGCAUGCUGGAAGCAGCUAACAGUUAAAAAGGUAAAGGUAAAGGGACCCCUGACCAUUCGGUCCAGUCGUGGCCGACUCUGGGGUUGUGGUGCUCAUCUCACUUUAUUGGCCAAGGGAGCCGGCGUCCAGCUUCCAGGUCAUGUGGCCAGCAUAACUAAGCUACUUCUGGCGAGCCAGAGCAGCGCAUGGAAACGCCAUUUACCUUCCUGCCAGAGCGGUACCUAUUCAUCUACUUGCACUUUGACGUGCUUUUGAACUGCUAGGUUGGCAGGAGCAGGGACCGAGCAACGGGAGCUCACUCCGUCACGGGGAUUCAAACCGCUGACCUUCUGAUCGGCAAGUCCUGGGCUCUGUGGUUUAAACCACAGCGCCACCCGCGUCCCUAACAGUUAACAGCUAACCAUUGGUGCCUGCCUAUUCUCCAAGGGAGGGGGGGCUCCUUCCCACAGAAUCCUAAGGUGGCACAGUUAACAGGGCCGCUACUGAAGAUCUCGGCUGGCCACUCCCAACGGCUCCAUAGAGACGUUGAACCGCACUGAAAGUACGAAAGUCUUUCAUCUGCUCAGCCCCCACCCCUGGGCUUCUGCCCAUGAGCCACGUUGGGCAAAGGGGCAAGAGAGCAUCUGGUCAGUCAGACCACAGCAUGGGGCUUGGCCACACCCUUGGCACGGAACUGAAAUUGACCCCAUGGAAACCGGACAAGACGGGGGCAGUGGACGCCUCACUGGGGCUUGGAUUAACAGUAGUGCUCAGGCAGCAGCUGCUGCAGAGGCCUGGCCUUCAAAAUGCCUUGCCAAAUGGUCACAACCGACUUGUGGUUUCUCACUCCCCUGACCCAUGGAGGCCCCCCAUUGUGUCGCUGGCGCUCUCUUCUGUACAGAUUCAAAAUACUCCAGAAAUGCUGGAGACUGGUAAACAGUAGCUAUCUAAGCCCCUUAACUCUGAGAGUAACCCUCAGGAGCAUUGCUUCAGAUCUGGAAUAGCUUGGUUGGUAGAGCAUGAGACUCGUAACCUCAGGGUUGUGGGUUCGAGUCCCGUGUUGGGCAAAAGAUUCCUGCAUUGCAGGGGGUUGGACUAGAUGACUCUUGUGGCCCCUUUAACUCUACAGUUCUUUGAUUAUAUUAUUAGGGAACAGGAAGGAAGCCCAGCCCAGAAGGAAGUGGGGGGGGCUGUGGCUUGACCUUCCGAUUGUUGCGCAUUGAGUGAUAAGCUUCAUAGAAGAAUAGAAUUGCAGAGUUGGAAAGGUCCCAACAACCAGCUAGAACAAGUUCCCGCAAUGCAGACGUCCGAUUCCUAAUCAAUGCUUGAUGACAGUAAUGGAGGGCUUAGAAGAGUGAGGGGUCCCUAGAAGGCACCAUUGUAGCAGACUGUCCUUUUCACUUAAAAACAAAGGGAGGGGGGAGAGGAGACCACAGAUGCAUAAAUGGUGGAGUUUAGCCCAGGAAGGAUGAUAAAUAAAUACAGGAAAACUGGUGGAUUUGUCCCUUGGCAUCUCCCCAAGGCUGGACAAAUGGAUGUUUCCCAAGAGAUGCCAUUUCCCCCAUGAGUGGCUGGGGCCCCCUCCCCCUCAUCCUUCAGCCAUCUCCAUUCAAAAGGAGGGUGGGGGCCAGGCAGGAAACAAAAACAAAUGUUGGCCCCUCUCUUCUUUAUCACGAUGGCAUCUUUCCUCAAGAAGGCCAGAGACUCUCUGGAUCCCCCUGCCCAACGGUGAGAUCAUCAUUAAUCCAACCCCAUGCAAUGCAGAAUUUGCAACUAAAGCAUCCAUGACAGAUGGCUAUUUAACCUGUUUUAAAAACUCCAGUGAAGAGAGUCCACAACCUCUUGAGUCUGUUCUACUGCGGAAUGGCUCUUACCACCAGAAAGUUCUUCCUGAUGUUGAGUUGGAAACUCCUCCCUUGUUGUCUGAAUCCAUUGGUUCAGGUCCUGCUCUGUCUUCCAUGGGACAGCCCUUAAGAUACUUGAAGAUGGCUAUCAUAUCUACAACCAAUCUCCUCUUAUCCAGGCUAGACAUCCCCAGUUCCCUCAACCGUUCCUCAUAAGGCUUGGUUUCUAGACCCUUGAUCGCCUCUGCACAUGUUCCAGCUUGUCAAUAGUCGUCUUAAAUUGUGGCACCCAGCGCUUUACACAGUAUUCCAGGUGUGGUUCAAGGCAGAAUAGAACAGUAAUGUGACUUUCCUUGAUCUGGAUACUAUACAGUGGUACCUCGGGUUAAGAACUUAAUUCGUUCUGGAGGUCCGUUCUUAACCUGAAGCACCACUUUAGCUAAUGGGGCCUCCUGCUGCCGCCGCGCCGCCGAAGCACGAUUUCUGUUCUCAUCCUGAAGCAAAGUUCUUAACCUGAAGCACUACUUCUGGGUUUGCGGAGUCUGUAACCUGAAGCGUAUGUAACCCGAGGUACCACUGUAUUUCUGUUGGUGUAGUCUAGAAUAGCAUUAGCUUUCUCCCUCUCUCUCUAUUUUUCUUUCUUCCUUUUUUGGCUGCUGCUGCUGCAUCACACUGUUGACUGACAUUAAGCUUGUGGUCCACUAAGACCCCUAGUUCCUUUUCACAUGUACUAUUGCCAAGGCAGGUGUCCCCCAUCUUAUAUUUGUGCACCUGGUUCUUUCUGCCUAAGUGUCAUUUAACUUAGAACCUUGCAUUUGUCCCUAGUGAAAUUCAUUUUGUUAGUUCUCCAAUCUGCUAAAAUCUUGUUGGACCCUGAUUCUGUGUUCUGUGGCAUUAGCUACCCCUCCCAGCUUGAUAUCAUCUGCAGAUUGGAAGAGCACCCCCUCAAUUCAUUUGUAAAGGCGUUAAAUAUCAACGGGCCCAGGACAGAACCCUGUGGCACCCCACUUGUCAUUUUUUUCCAGGUUGAUGAGGAACCAUGAAUGUGUACUCUUCACGUUCAGUCAGUCAACUAGCUACAAAUCCACCAACAGUUACCUUACUCCAUUCAAUUCACAUUUUACCAGCUCCUCCGCAAGAAUAUCAUGGAGGACUUUUGUCAAAAGCCUUACUGAAAUCAAGAUACACUAUGUCCACAGCAUUCCCCUGAUCCACCAAGCUUGUAACUCCUGAGUGCAUGUCUGACUACACUCGGCUUUCUCUUGCUGGUUUUAUCAUGAAACCCAGGAAAGCAUAAUCACUUCCUCCCAAGUUUCCCAGUAUGUCUACUUUGCUGGUCAGUUCCUCCCUGUUUGAUGAGGACCAGGUCCAAGAUUUGAACCUUACAUUCUUGGCAGAGUUUGAGUCCCAACAGAUAUCGCAGAAGUUGAAGUCUCCCAUGACUACUAUAUCUCUCCUUUUUAAAUGUUUGGUAAUCUGCUCUAGGAAAGCAUCAUCCAAGUCUGGCUUGGUGGUCUAUAGCAGACACCCCCAGGAAAGUCAUGGUUGUUUCUCUCUCCUACAAUUUCCCCUCAUAUACUCUCAUUCUGCUUCCCAUGCUCCAGGUCAUGGAUUCCUUCACAAGUGUACACAUCCUUUACAUAUAAUGCUCCUCCUUCCUUCCUGCUUGGUCUCUUCCUUUUGAACAGGCUAUACCCCUCAAUCAUAGGUGCUGGGGCCCUGGGUACCCAAGCACCCACAAAAUUCCCCAUGAAGGAGCCGGGCACCCACACAUUUUGGCACCAGGUCCAUGCACACUGCAUGGCACCCAUGGCCCCGGGCACCCAUGGCCGUGGGGCCAAGCUGGCACUCCUGCCCUCACUUCUUGCAUUCUUGUCAUGAGUCUCAUCCCACCAUGUUUCAGUAAUGCCUAUUAGGUCAUAUUUGCCAUCCUGUAUUAAGAGCUCAAGUUCCUCUUGCUUGUUCCCAUACUGUGUGCAUUACUACAGAGUCAACUGAAACCGCGAGUCAUUCCCUCCAGCUGCUUCCUUCUUGUAGUUUCCUGCCCUUUAGCAGGUUUCUGGAGCACCACUUCAGUUUCCUGUGCAUUAUCCCCAGUGCCAGGUGUUCUUCUGUCAUCUGUAAUGCCAUCUCCCUCCCUCUCAAGUUCUAGCUGAAACCUCUCCUGAACAGCUUUGCGAAACUCUUAGCAAACACAUUCUUGCCAACCUCUGUGAGGUGCAGCCCAUCUCUUGCCAGAAGGCCUUCCUUAUGGAAGCGGAGACCAUGGUCCAAGAAGCCAAACUCUUCCUGAUAACACCAUCUGGGGAUCCACCAUGAACUGCAAAGGGUGGGAAGAAAAGAGGCCAACAGACUAAGGAGCCCUUUCUUUUCCCAAAAACAAAUCAAUCAAGCUUCUUCUAAGCCUGGUCCUCCUGGGGGAUGAGGAGAACACCAGAAGGACCUGGCUCUAGCUGGAUCUAGAGUGGCUGGGGAACCCCAGCAGGAUGGGCAGGGUAUAAAUAAUAAAUUAUUAUUAUUAUUAUAUUAUUAUUAUCAGGCCAGCUUCUUGGUCUCAUCGUGGCCAACCAGAUGCCCCAAAGGGAAGAAGCCCUCAAACAGGACCAGAGUAGAACAGCCCAUUCUCCCCAAGGCAAGGCGUGGGGGGGGGGGAGAGUAGGGAAUCUGAUGUUUGCAGCCUACAGUUAGCAAGCAUGCUAAAUGAAUGAAAGGGGGGUUCCCCUGCCCCUGCGCUGUGGGUUGUUGGAUCAGGCCAGAGGCUGCAGGGAGAGGUGGGCUAGAAAACGAGGGCAUGUUAUUUAGUCUAUUCUUUUUUGCAAUCACAUAUUUAUUAUGUCUACCAACAGCUUUGACAAUAACAGCACUUGGAAUACUUGCAGCCCCAGUCACAGAAGGCUCUUGCAAGACAACGUUUAGGUUCAUGCAGACCUGCGUGGCUAUUUCCUAACUCUGUGUGUGCACUUAUGAGAAGCCAUGGGGGCUCUUCCUUCCUUCCUUCCUUCCUUCCUUCCUUCCUUCCUUCCCUCUCUUCCCCAGGGCCAUGUCUGUCUCCCCAGUUGCAAAGAGUGACUGGCUUGCUGUUGCAGUGCUUCUUCCUUCUGAAGGAGAAUCCAGGAGGGAGAGAGUUCAAGGUGGGCUGCUCAUCGUCCAGCCUUGACCCCCUCAGUGGCCUCAGAAAUGUUCUAGGAGCAGCUUGGCUUCUGCAACCUUCGCAACACACCCAUUCCCAAGUGGCCUUUGGGAUCCAUUGGGAAUGUGGGCUGGGAUCCAUCAGAAUCGGACCCCAGAGGUCUUAAAAUAAAGCUAUUCAAAAGCCAUAUCCCUCCGAAGAGCCCGAUAAAUGCAACCCAGCAGCAUCCCACUGAGCUGGAUGGAAGCUCUGAGGUCUCCUGGCUCAGCCUCUUCCUGCUGAGCAGGGUUCCGGCUGCCAUAGCUCCUGCUUUAAAGCCUCCAAGUUUCCUCUUCUCCAGGAAGCCCUUUCUGGUGAAAGCCACAGGGCUCUCCAGUUCUUUGGGGCCACUGAGCACAUCUGGAACUUCAAGAGAGUGUCAUAAACAGUGUCCCCUUCAGGUUGCUCCCGGCCCAUUUGGGAGGAAGCAGCCUUUGGAAGUUCCAUGGGGCAGGUUGGUUGGCAGGUGCAGCUUCCCCCCUCGGUGGGCUCCAGGCUGGCCGCACGUGCACCCCUGUCCCCCCAAAGCGGAGGCACAGAGGUGGCCCCCCAGCAGAAGGAGACCCGGCUUGUGGCUCAGGUGGGCCUUGCCUCGCUGGGGGUUGGUCGGGCCCUGUGUGUGCACAUGUGAGAGGGAGAGAAAACUUUAUUCGCAUUAGCCAAUGGCCAUAGCAACAGUAAAACAUUACAGUAUACGCAGAAAAGGAAAUGUGAUAUAAAAGCACAUUUUAAAGUCCUGAAUCAGCAGUCAGUUAGUGGCCCUUAUUCUGAUUGCCCCUGCUAGGUUAGGGAGGGGGGUGCGAGUGCCAGGCUGCCUUUGCAGAGACUUGCCCACCCACCCAGGCCCUGACAGGACUCCCCAGGCACAGCACCCGGGGGGCCCCCUCUCGGACCUCCUCCUGAUGAAAAGGAUGGGCUUCACGGAGCUGGGGUUUCAGGGGCGCGGGAGAAUUUGCCUCAGGCUGGCGGCCUCGGCUCUGCUCCAGGACCCCCGCCCCGCCGCGAAAAAGACAAACAGGAUCAGUAGCCCACACAGACGAAGCAGCGGAGCGAGAGUCCCUGGCCUCUUGGGGGCGAGGCUGCUUUUGGGGUCGCCGCAGGGAUCCUGGACCCACUAGGAGACCCCUUGGGCUAGAGGCGACCCUCGACCCUCUCGGGAAAGAGGGAGGCGACUGUCCACCGCCUCCGGAGUCUCAGCGAGCUCCGUCGCAGGGGACCUCCGAGUCAGCCCAGGGGGCGGCGGCUGCUCUCCUGAAAUUCCCGGCGCGGAGGGGGCGAGCGAGGCGGGUACCGGGGGCGCCUGGGCCGCAUCCCGGGGGCAGCCGCUUCAGACAUCGCCAGGCUCAAGCGGGCGCCCGCCCGCCCGCAGCAGCUCCUCCCGCCGUCGGGGGUCACGUCCGGCAAGGGGGCCCGUUCCGCGCCUGGAAAGCGAGGGAGCCCCCCGACUGGGGCUCGGGCACCCGCGGCGGGAGAAGGCUCGGCAAGCGCGUGCGGAGGGGCGCGGGGCUCUUCGCGUUCCUUCCUGCGGCGGCCCCGGCCGGCCCGACGGGAGCCCCGCGCGCCUUCGGCUCCCUCCGUCGGGCCGGCCCCGCCGCUGGCAACGACAGCCGCUCCCUCCUCCUCCGCCGACCGCUCUCCGAAGGGGCGGGGAAGCGGCGCGACGUCGGCGGCGCGUGUGCUGCGCGGCGGAGGCGGCUGUCGGAGAGGCGGGGAGGGAGAGCUGCGCUCGGCGGCGCGGAAGGAGUUAACACCCGCCCCCUUUCCCUCAGUCCGCUCGGCUGACCUUCACGGCGAGAGGGGAAAAAGGCAGCGCUGCGCAUGCGCCCCACGCGCCCCCUCCCCGCCGGGAGGAGCCCGGUAACUGGGGGGGGGGGAGAAGGGGGGUCGGUCAGUGGGAAGCCCCGGGAUUCUGGGGGGGAGGGGCCACGGUCCUUUCCUCUCGGCCUUCCUCCCCCCGCUCCGUCCAUAGGGGGCAGGACCAGGAGGGCGGCGGGGAUCCCCCGGGGGGGUUCCCCACCACCGCAGCCCGUUGGGCAGGGGGAUCCAGCGGCCGCGCCCCCGGUGGGGUAGUGGAGAGCCUGCGGGGGAGGAGGGGCUCCCUCGCCUCCCCGCCGCCUCUCCUCGUCCUGGCCGUGACUGGGGAGACCCGGGGGCAACCGGGCGCCCUCGUCUGCACGUGUGAACACGCCGCUCCGCCAUCACGCAUCGGGAGGAACCCUCCCCCGCUUGUCCUCCCUCCCUCCCUCUUCCCGACUCCGCAUCGGGCUGCGCCGGGCGCAGAAGGAGCCUCUCCUGGGUACCACGCCCUGCCCGUUACCUGGCAACACUGGCUCUGUUGCCAGGGAGACGCGCACCGGGAGAUGCCGGCGGCUCUUCAUUCCCUGCCAGCGCCACGCAGGGCAGGACGGGAGAGUGACCGACAGGCGGGGGGGGGGGAGGAAGACGAGGCGACGGUGACGCCUCCGCCGGACGUCUCUGCGAGGAGGGAGCCCAGACCGGCCUCGCAGGGGCCGCUCGACGUGGAGCGGGUGGGGGGCGGCGGGGAAGGACCCGCGACAUCCCGUGUGGGGCCCCCGCCGUCUCCCCGGUGUCAUGGUUUGCGGGCACUCGGGGAAGAGGGUUUCCCGCGCCCCUCCUCGCUUCCUCCGCCCCCGUCCAGCCUCCGACGGGUGGGGGGAGGCGGGCUCCUUCCCUCCGCUUCCCUCGGUAGCCGGGCCGCCUGGAGGGUCCCGGGGGAUGCGGCCUGGAAGCGGCGCGAGGAGGGGCGCGGCGGCGAGGCGUUGCGCGGCCGCCGGGGACGGGCAGGCGGAGCGCCGGGCGAGGCUGCGCGGGGACGCGGCAAGGAGCGGCGGCGGCUGCGGGCGGCGCUGGGGCUCAGCCGGCCUCGGCCGCGGCGCUUCGGCGGAGGAAUCCGGCCGUGGGCCGUCGCGAGGAGCCCUGCCGGGCCCCCUCCCCCGUCGGCCGGCGGAGCUAUUAGAAGUGUGAGCGGAGCGAGCGGAGCGCGCCGCGGGGCUCCGAGGGAAGAAAGACGGAGCGCGCGGGCAGAGUGGCAGGAGGAGGAGAAAGGGAGGACGGAGGCAGCAGGGAAGGCGGCGAGCCCAGGAAGGCAGGAAGGCAGGCAGACAGACGGACCGACGGAGGAGGAGGAGGAGGAGGAGGAGGAGAAGGGGAGGCGGAGCAGUGCAGACCCGACCCCGAUGGCCGCGGAGGAAGUCACGGGCGGAGCGCGAAAGGCGACGAAAAGCAAACUUUUUGAGUUUCUGGUCCAUGGGGUGGUGAGUGGGGAAAGUUUGCGGGCUGCCCGGCGAGGAGCGGGAAAGCCGGCCUGGGAGGGGGAGGGGGCAGCUCUCGCCCGGGCCCGCGCGUGGGGGGGUGUAGGGGGUACACGCCCCCUCCCCCCAGCACGUGCGCAGGGUCCGGGCCUGGCUCGGAAACAGGUGCGCACAGCGGACCCCAAGGGAGCGGCGAGGGGCCACUUGGGCAAGGCGCGGGGGGGGGGAGGAGGGGCCGGGCUCCGGAGGUAUCCCAGGCCCUCGUCUCCAGGCGGGCUUUACUGGACCCCCGUGAGUGGCACGACCCCCGUGCCAGCGCCGGGCACUCCUCUCUCACGUCGCUAGGCGCGGGGGCGCUCCGGCACCAUUGUCUGAAGGCGCUCCUUUUUCGGGAGAGAGGCCGGCGGAGUGGGACGCCUCCGAGGGGCAGGGGGCUUGGAGAGCCCUCCUGGGCGCGGGAGGGGGGGGGAGGAGUGUGGCGAAUGCCCCACUGGCCCCCUGUCCAUCAAGGGCGCCAUGUGGGUGGCAGGGGGCAGGUGAAGUGUUUUGGACCUUCAGAGUUUCUGGCCUGUAAGUUGGCAUCCCAAGCCUUCCUCCCCCCUCCCCCCCCCGUGGGCUCCUGCUGCCACUCUUGGCUCCCUCUCCCAAAGGGCCCCAGGCAGGAUGUGGCGCCCCCAGCAUUGGCUGGCGACUGGGAGGGUCCCUGAGCAAAACCUUGGCUGCUCUGGCUACCAGGCCACCAUCCCCAGAUAGUUUCCUUGCCCCGUGGUACAACCUGGCAGCCCUUUCCCAGACAGGCAGGGGGACCCCCUCCAAAAGUCUUCUUUGGAGAUCAGCCCAAAGGACCACCCAGCUCAACGUCCUCUUCUCUCAGUGGCCAAGCAGGGGCCCCAGACGGAAGCCCCCCCCCCCAGGUGCGCAGGACCUGAGUGCAAGACCUGCCACCUCCCUCCUUGUGUUUGCCAGCAACUCCCAUUCAGAGCCUUGCUUUCCCUCUGAUAUUUGCUUCAUACACCCCCUUUUAAAUCUGCCCAGGUUAGUUUUCUCCACUGCCUCCUGCAGCAGUGAAUUCCAGGGUUCAGGGGUGGGCAGGUGGUAGAUAGAAGCCUCCUUGCAGAAUUAUGGGUAAGUUAUAGCCGAUUGGCCCGUGUUUCUGGCUCCCAGUAGCAGCAGUCGGGUGUCAAGGGCCGUAGCUCACUGUGAUAGCUCAGUCAGUAGAGCAUGAGACUCGUAAUCUCAGGGUUGUGGGUUCAAGUCUCAGGUUGGACAAAAGAUUCCUGCAUUGCAGGGGGUUGAACUAGAUGACCCCUGGGGUCCCUUCCAGCACUGAUUCUAUGAUUCUAAGAGCACUUGCUUUGUCUGCAGAAUAUUUCUGGUUCAACCCUAGCAACAGCUCUAGGUAGGGUUGGGGGAGACCCACUUGCCUGAAAUCCUGUCAGUGCUGAGCAAUAGAUGGACCAGAGUUCUGACUCCGUACAAGCCAACAUCCUGUAUUUCAAACAACAACCCCCCCUCCCUUUUAUGUUGCCGAAAUGAAGAAAGCCAGGCAGAAGAGGGCUUUUGUGUGGAAGGACUGUGAACUCAGUUCAGUUCUGGCAGUUCAGUUCUGGCACUGGAAACAAAUUCCUAGAACAUGCUCAGAGGCACCCUGUCCUUUAAUUCUAUCUUUGCUUUGCUAUCUUGGCUUUGGGGUUUAGUAAAAAAAACCUAGAAACCCCAAGUGGGUCUGGCAAGCCUGAAAUCUCCCCUCCCUGAACACUUGUGCCUCAGUUGAACCGAGCACUGCUGAGUGUGAAGACGCCCUUCUUUCUUUCUGUCUGUCCUGAGUCUCCCAGCGUUCGGCAUCAUUGGGUGACGCUGCUGGGUUCGAGUGUUGAGGGUGAGAGAGGGCGGCAAGCGUUGCUGUCUCCAUCCCAGCCAUCUCCCCAUGUCCCCUCAGGGAGCCUCUCUGUGGCCUUUCCCCUGCUGUGGGUUCAAGGGGGCUGCGCUCCUGUCCUGAGGUCUCUUCUGCAGGUUCCCUGGAGCGUCAGGCAGGUGGGUCAGUGUUGGUCUCACGAGCCCUGGUGCUUCUAGGGGAUUCCCAGUGGGGGGGACGACACCCCCUCUGAAGGUGGUGGGCUUUCCUUCUUUGGAGGUCUCUAAGCUGAGGGUCUCUAAGGGACGCGGGUGACGCUAUGGGUUAAACCACAGAGCCUGGGACUUGUCGAUCAGAAGGUUGGCAGUUCAAAUCCCCGCGACGGGGUGAGCUCCCGUUGCUCAGUCCCUGCUCCUGCCAACCUAGCAGUUGAAAAGCACAUCAAAGUGCAAGUAGAUAAAUAGGUACCGCUCCGGCGGGAAGGUGUUUCCAUGCGCUGCUCUGGUUCGCCAGAAGCGGCUUAGUCCUGCUGGCCACAUGACCUGGAAGCUGUAGGCCGCCUCCCUCGGCCAGUAAAGCGAGAUGAGCACCGCAACCCCAGAGUCGGCCACGACUGGACCUAAUGGUCAGGGGUCCCUUUACCUUUAAGCUGAGGCCAGAUGUCCAUCUGGCCUGGAUGCCUUAGUUGUGAUUCCUGCAUUUUAGGGGGUUGAACUAGAUGAUCCUUGGGGGUCCCUCCCAAGCCUACGUUUCUGUGAUUCUUUGAGGAGGCGGUGUGGAGAGUCCUGCCCAACUGGCACAACACGGUGCAAAGUUUCUGAUAGUACUUGGGCAAGAGAUCCCCCCGCAAAGGCAAGAACAGUUGACCUCCUGGCUGACUGAGGCAUCUCAGCCUCCCUUGUGGGCAGCUGCAGACAACAAAAGUGCUCAGGGACCCAGCUGCUUCCUGAGGAUUUUCUUAAAAAUGAGCACCAAGAUGGAAAUGACACGUGCUGGUAACGCGACAGGUUAUUUCUCUUCCCUGGGUCAAAGGUAACAAUGGCUGCCCUGCCCCCUGGUCCUUCAUUCCCUCCUCUUGACCCCAUGGCUGAAUUUCUUAGAUUAGGGCAUCUGGCUCACUUGGAAUACCUGAAAUGCAGGUGGGGUUUCUGGUUCCCCCAACUCCAAAAGGGUUGGAGAGUAGAGGGAACGGGGAAGAAAGAGGGAGGACUGCAAUGUUUGUGAGUGGGGAAGCGCAGGCGAAAGAGGCGAGGGCUCUUUGUCCUGGCAAAAUGGGGCAGGGAGAGGGUUGUUUGUGGUGGAGAAGGGAAGAACGAGCCUUGAAGGGCUUCCUGCCCUGACUGUGGUUGUAUCUUCCUGGUCAUGGCUGGGAAUCUCACGCGAGGCUCAGUAGUCCCAAGCCUGGCUCAGCAAGGCAGCCUUUCAGCCUUACUGCUCCUGACCCUGGAGCUCAGCGGGUGUUUCAAAAGCACAACAGACAGAAACUGUCCGAGGAAGUCAAAAGGGUGGUGCUCAGAAUUCAUCGCUAAUGAGCUGGGUUCAAAACAGAUCAUGAAGGAGUGUGUGUGCGCGCACACGCACACACACACAACGCAAGACACAAGUGAGGGCAACUGAUGGGAGCUCAGGGCUCUGUCCUGGCUGAGUCACUUCUGGAAGGCUGUGUCCAGUUCUGAGGAAGGAACUGAUCAGUUAGUGUGCGUCAAGGAGAGCAACUGGAAUGGUGGAAGCUCUGCAGACCAAGUCCUGUGAUGGACGGUAGAAGGAGCUGCAGCAGCAGUUCAGGUCUUGCUUGUGGACUUCCAUGGAGACGUCCCUGGAAACCCAGUUCCUGCCUUUAUCAGAGAAGGAAGUUCUCCUCUGGCCCGGAGAGCCUCUGUUACUCAGGCAGACACUGUUCCAAGCCCAGCUGGGUCCCACCUGGUCUAGCCCUUCAUGGCUGCCUCUUGGCCCUUAUGCGUAGAUUUAAAGUAAAUGAAAGAACUUUGCCCUCUUCCCAGGAAGGGGAGGCUCAGCGCAAGGCCACCCUUUCCUCUCCCCCUCCCCACAAUUGCUGUAGUUUCAGGGGGCUGGGUUAGAUGGGCCUUUGGCCUGAUCCAGCUGCAGUGCUCGCCUCCUCUUCACGGUGGUGAUCAGAAGCUUAAAGGGAGAGACAGAGGUGCACUUCCAAUACUGGAAGGGCUGACAGUCACACAGAAGAUGGCGCAGGCAGGCUGCCUGUUGCUCCCGAGGGCAGGACUAGAACAAAAGGCCAGGGGCAAAAGGCAGGGCAGUCGGGUGUUUUGGAUUUUCCAACUUUCAAAUUCCAAAACUGAGGGAUGCUAAAAAGUCGUGACAUGAUUUGGGAAAUCAAAAUAUAGUGUGAUUAAAUUAAUACAAUUUCGUUUUGCCUGGUAAGUGAAAUGUGUGUAACAUUGCGUAGAAAUCAUAAAAAAUGGUUGCCAAGUACUUGCAGUUACAGUAUAUAUUAAUAUUUAGCAUUACUUGACAUUUUCAGAAGGUAAAAUUAAAAUCCUUGGGCUUUCCGAAAGCAGUUUGAUGUGCUUCUUCAUCAAACAUAGACUACCAAACUAAAUAAUGUUAAAUCAUAAAUAUGCCGUAAUAGCAGAUUUUAGUUCCUCACACCCAGAAACAUAUUUUAAAGUCCCCUCAUGGAAGAUUUUUUUUUUAAAGUGUCACUCCCAAAAUGACAGGCCGUAGCAGGACAAGGCAGGCAUCUGCUAGGUCUGUUUGGGGCUGGAGAUAUUUAGGCAGAGGCUCAAGGAGGGGUCGGGUGCCAGGGAUGGGGCAGCUGCCUCUGCGCUGCAGCCUCUUCUGUGGGGCAGGGAUUAGAUGAUCUCCACAACCUCUUCCGGCUUUGUGAUUUCACGAGUAUCUGAUCCGCCUCUUGUGCAGGUUUUUUUUUGGGAGGGGGGCAGCUCCAUCCAGCACACGCUGGCCUUUAGACCUGGCCUCCCCCUCCUCCCAGAAAUCCCUUCUGCUUCCUCUGUCUUUUUUUUUUGUUUUUUUGCAGCAAAACCGGCUCAAAACAAUUCAUUCCCUUGCAGUCAGGAGAGCCCCUGUGCAUCUGCUCCCGUCAUCUUUGUGCAGAGGUUCUGGGGCCAAAUAGAGAAAACCUUAAACAAACUGAAAGGGUUUCCCCCCCCCCCAAGGGAUGCAGGAAGGUCUUCCUUAAAGGCAAGGAGCUGGGGGGGCGGGAUGUGCCAUGAUUUGAUUUCCAUACUUCACUGGCCGGCCGGCCUCUUGGUCUGACUGAUGGGCAGCAGCUGUGUCUCCAGGGGGAGGGGGAGGCCUGGGGGCCAGAGAGACAGCAGCAGGUGGCCCUGAAUGUGAGGCAUGCUUGCAGGGUCAGUUGCUGCCGGGGGUGGAGAUGUUUGGCUGGCUGGGAGGGGCCUCAUCUCUUCCCCCCCCCCCCCGUGGUGUUGGGCUUGUGGCCGCAACAGGUGCCCUCAGAUGAAAGGCAGCUCCCACCCAUGGCUCUCUCCAUACGUUGGAGGGGGGUGAGGACGAGGUUUAUAUCCUUAUGGUGCCGCCCAUGAACACGGUGCCUGACACAGCAACUAAGGAGAAGAGACAGGUCCCUGCCCCAAGGGGCUUGCAGUUUUGAAGGCUGCCAGGGCAGGGAGGUGAAGGCCAGGACGGUCAAGCCACGGAGGCCAGUUGUGGUGGGCAAGUGGCUCUGUGUGGCCAGGAGGGGUCAUGCUUCUCUUUAGUCUCCUUUGCAGUUUGGGAAGUGGUGGCAUUGGGGUGGGGGAAGGUGGCUUUGGAGAAAUUGGGUGCAAAAGGCUUCAGGGGCCUGGAGGUGGAAAGGAGAAAGGAGGCCAGCAUUAAAGAUUAUCGAUACAAACAGUUAAGAGCAGGUAUUAAAAGUGUUCAAAGGGUGAUUGAAAUCAACAGUUUAAAAGAAAGAAAAAGCACAUGUAAUUUCUCCAUGUCUGCAUAGGGGUGCCUAAACAAAAAAGUUUUAAACAGGUGCCAAGAAGAGUGCAGUGAAGGUGCACCUGCCUGAUGUCCAGUGGCAGGGAGUUCCGUAGUGCAAGUGUGGCCACACUAAAAGAUUGGAAUGAGCAUUAUGUGGCACCAGCUGCAGCAUCAGUUCCACAGACCAAAGCCGUUCAUUAGACAAAUAAAGGCAAGGCAGUCGCAGAAGUAAACUGGUCCUAAGCUCUUUAUGGCUUCAAUUAUUUUUAGUCUUUAUUUGUUCUCUGCCUUUCACCUUGAGGUCCCAGGGUGGGUUACAAACCCAAGUGCUAUUUGUCUAUAAAAAAAGAGGUUCCAGAACUCACCAAGAAUGCCUCCCCCAUUCUCUUAUCAUGGCAAGAGGAGAUGCUGGAUCUGAGAGAUGCUGGAUCUGAGUUCCGGCAGGUUCUGGCUGAAAAAUAUCCCUGGUUACAAUAUCCUAAUAGCAGCACCCUCAACUUGGCCUGGAAGCAAAUGGGUGACCUGUGCAGGUCUCUGAGCAGAGGAGUUAUGCGCUGACAGGGUCUUGCUCCUGUGAAGACUUCCUUGGUCUGAAUCAGCGGGGGCAGCUCUUAAACUGCAGGCUCACUCCCACUCUGUGGGUCAGCCAUGGGGCCACCGACCUCUUCAACAGUCAGAACAACAAGGGUUGCUACUACAUCCCCAUGUCCUAAAUUUUGUUAUUAAAUUUUAUUAUUUAUACCCCACCCUUCUUGCUGGGCUUCCCCAGCCACUCUGGGCGACUCACAGCAUAUAUCAGAACAUACUAAAACAAUAAACAUUAAUAACUUCCUUGAACAGGGCUGCCUUCAGAUGUCUUCUAAAAGUCAGAUAGUUGUUUAUUCCUUGCCAUCUGAUGGGAGGGCGUUCAACAGGGCGGGUGCCACCACCAAGAAGGCCCUCUGCCUGGUUCCCUGUCACCUCACUUCUCUCAAGGAGGGAACCGCCAGGAGGCCCUCGGAGCUGGACCUCAGUGUCCAGGCAGAACGAUUGGGGUGGAGACACUCCUUCAGGUAUACUGGACCAAGGCCGUUUAGGGCUUGAAAGGUCAGCACCAACACUUUGAAUUGUGCGCGGAAACGUACUAGGAGCCAAUGCUGGUCUUUCAGGACCAGAGUUAUAUGGUCUCGGCAGCCACUCAGUUACCAGUCUAGCUGCCGCAUUCUGGAUUAGUUGUAGUUUCCGGGUCACCUUCAAAGGGAGCCCCACGUAGAGCGCAUUGCAGUAGUCCACGUGGGAGACAACCAGAGCAUGCUCCACUCUGGUGAGAUAGUCUGCGGGCAGGGAGGAUCUCAGCCUGCGUACCAGAUGGAGCUGGGAGACAGCCGCCCUGGACACUGUGAAUGACCAGGAAUGGGGCCUUGAGGUCAUUGAAGAGAGCUUGCAUGUGGCAGCUGCGAGAAAAGGCAAAUUCCAUGCUAGGGAUCAGUAGGAAAGGAAUUGAAAAUAAAAUGCCAAUACCAUGAGGUCAUUAUAGGAAUCUAUGGCGAAGCCACAUUUGGAAUAAUGUGAAUAGUUCUGGUUGCCUCACUUUAAAAAAGAUAUUGUGGGGUUGGAAAAGUGUUCAGAAAAGGGCAGCCAGAAUGACCAAAGGGGCUUGCUUUUCUUUUCUUUUUAGUGUAGGGAAAAGGCAAACAAGAAAUGACAUGAUAGAAGUUUAUAAAAUUGUGCCUGGCAUGGAGACAGUGGAGAGAGGGAAGUUCCCUCUCCUAACACUCGAACUUGUGAAGCUGAAUGUUGGAAGAUUCAGGAUGGGCAAAAGAAAGUCCUUCGCGCAAUGCAGGGUGAAACUGGAACUCACUGCCUCAGGAGCCAGCGAUUGCUUUAAAAGAGGAUUAAAUUCAUGGAGGAGCAGAGGGCUGUCGUUGGCUAAGCCAAGGCUUAUCCCCAGGAUCAGAGACAAGGAUGUUCCUGGGAACCAGCUGAUGGGAAGGGCAAGGAGGGAAGAGGCUGUGGGGCUCAGGGCCUGCUUUGGGGCACCUAGAUAAGGACACAGGAAGAGCCAGGGACCAGGCAAGGGCCCAUGUAGUCCAGCAUCCUGUUCUCUCAGGGCCCAACUGGGUAGGCUUUAGGGACCCCAGCACAACCUCUCUCGCCUCCUGCAACCGGCUUGCAGACGCAUCCUGCCUCCAGCUGUGGCAGGAGGUGACCUUAUGUCCUUUUGACCCAGGAAAGUUGGGCCUCUCCCCUUGCUACCCUGAGCCUGGAUACCUGUCCCCUCCCCCUCCCCCGCCAGGGGAGAGGACCUGCGCGGGCUCCGAUCUGCGUGCUGCCACCUCCUGGAGCAAGCGUUCAUCUGUGCCUUUCCCUUCUUUCCUCUUUCCCUCCCUCCAGCGUCCUGGGAUGCCAUCAGGCGCUCGCAUGCCCCACCAGGGGGCUCCAAUGGGUCCCCCAGGCCCCCCCUACGUCGGGAGCCCUUCCGUGCGCCCCGGGAUGCCCCAGGCCGUGAUGGAGCCCACGCGCAAGCGGGCAGCGCCCCAGCAGGCGCAGCAACAGCAGGCGGCGCAGCAACAAGCGCAGCAGCAGCAGCAGGCGGGGGCCGCCACGCAGAACCGGCCCAGGAGGUGAGUGGAGCCCCUUUCUCCUUCCCUGCGGUGCAGGAUCCGGCAGCCCUCCGCCCCAGGCGCGCGUGUCUAGACCUGGAACCCGCAGGCUUCCGCUCAGCUCCCUGGAGGACGCAGCCUCCCUCUCCGGGGCAGCGCCUCUCUCCCUCCCGGCGCCCUUUCAGGAUCUGACUCGCGUGGCGCAGCUGUCCUCUCGCAGCUCCGCGCAGGGGAGGAGGCCCCCUGGUGGUCGGUAGGGGGGAUAUGUCCGGCCGGAUUCGCGUCUCCGCAGAUCCCUUUCUGCUCAGAGAAGCUGGCGGAGCAUCGUCGCCCCCACUGUGGUUUGAUCUGUACGCUGCCUUUCCAGAGCUAAAUCCACGCUCAAGGCGGCUCACAACAGGGAAGGAUUUGCCUGAUUGCUAAAGUAGGCAUAAACAGUAAAGUACACAACCAAACUGAACUGUUUCCGACAUAAAGCACAAUAGGAUUUAAAUUAAUAUACAAAUAUUAAUAUUGAUUUACCUGUCAGGAUAGGAGUUAGGGGUCUGAGGCUUGGGGUCUGAGGGGACACCUGCAGCAUUUCCUUCUCUCUCUUGGGGGCCACUUGGCCAGCCUUGGGCUACGGAAGGGGGUCUCCUCCUCUUGGCCUCUGUGCCUGUGAAGCUGCAGACAGCCUGCGGCUGAGCAGCCCUGCCCUGAAGGCAGAAGGCCCCUCCCUGAGCAAAGGCCUGGCCACUUGCUUGACCUCCUCCCUGGCAAUGGGGGGGGGGAGUGAGUGAACUGGACCCCACUUGGGAGAGGAGUUGGCCUGAGGGGAAGAGAGAGGGUGAGGCAGCCUGCAGCCCAACACUGGAAGACUCUCCAAGGGUCUCCAAACUUCUUGCAAACUGCCAGGUGUUAAGCAAGCACACCUGUAUUUAUGGAGGGAUGGAGUGAGUUUACUUACCUGCCCCUUUUCCACAGCGAGCUGUGCCCAAAGUGGCUCACAGCAUGCAUCCUGAACCUCUGAAGGCAGAGUGUUGGAAAUACAAAUACGCAAAAUGCAGAGCAUGGUAGUGAAUUCAAAAAAAGGGCAAAAAGCAGCAAUUUGGCAAGCGUGCAAUAAAGUCAAUAUACCAAAAAAAAAACCCCAACAAGCUAAGUGCAUAAACACAAAGGAAAACAAGUGUUAAGCCAUUUCUGGUGACACCCUUGUGCAAAAUAUACAAAUAUAUACAGUUGUGGCAGAGCAUUCCUGAUGCUCCUCUCGACCUCCGCGAUGCCUCACGCUAAACCCCGGGUGAAAGUCUCAGCGCUCAAGUCUAUUAUUAUUAUUAUUAUUUAUUACAAUUCAAUAUUUAUCUAAUUGCAUAUAUCUAAUUAUCCCUGUCCUUUUCCUUGAUAGGAACUCCAGGCAGCUUAAAAUAAAAAUAAGAACAGCUCAAACCAUAGGGAAAAUAUCAUUAAUAGCAAUUAAACACUGGUAGAUUUAAAACUAUAUAAUCCAUUAAAGACAUACAGAUAAGUUACAAUAGAAAACAGCACAGCACCAGCCCUUUUCAUCAUCAUCAUUAUUAUUCAUUAAAUUUAUCAUAAAGAAUAUAAUAAAGGAAAAAAGUAUCGAUAAGUUCAUAUUUUCUUUUUAUAAACUGCAUUGGGUUUUUUUCUUUUCAGUCAAGAGGUGAAUAAAUUUUAGGUAGGGGAAAAGUAAGUCUGUGAAAUAAAUAAUAAAAUAGAGCCCUCCCCUUGCAUUUUAUGGGAGGCAAAUGGAGAGAGGGAGGUCUGCAUGGGGGGGGGGUCUCUCGUGUUUUGCAUUUUGCGGGUUUCUGCCCAGGCUCUUUGCAUGCGCAGAUGGACAGCCCUGCAAAUCCCACCUUCUUCCUUGAAGGAGCUCCCUGGCUACUCCUGAGCCACCCCCGUGCCACCCUCACCUUCUUGGUCCCAAUCCACUGCUCUGGAUUUCCGGAGGUCUGGGAGGGGGCUGCUGAGGAGACCAUUCCUCGGUACCAGCUGCCCGUGGGGUGGCCCCCAGAGGAGGCCUGUGUGGCCCCUCCCUUCCUGCGUUUUGCUGCCAGGACGUUUUUAUUUAGGGGAUGGGGCUGAGGGAUGGUUGUACAUGGCCACUGCUUUCUGCCAGGGAAGCUCUCGCUGCGAUUCCUGCACUUCCAGGGGUUGGACUAGAUGACGCUGCCAUUCUCUGACUCUACGAUGCUGCCAGUUGUGAGGCCUCUGCUGGGUUGGUGCUGGCAGAUUCAGGAAGGGACCCCAUGGGUCAUCUAGUCCAACCUCCGGCAAUGCCAGGGUUCAACUGCAACUCGAGGGUGGGGAUUGAGGCAAGUGAGCCAAGCCGCAUGCUUCAGGGCACAGCAAAGGCCCUGAUUGGGAGAGGUGUGGAUGGGGGCCCCUUCGCAGCCCCUCGUGUGGCAGGUCAGCAACUGAGGCACUUGUCAGGCUGUGUCUGUGCCACCCUUGGCAGACAAGCGGUCCUGUGCCCUCUCUUCAGUCAGGGCAACCUGGGGUGGGAAAAGGCCCUGGCUUCCACCACAAGGACCCUCGUGGCCGAGGGGGUGGGCAGGUUCCUCCUGGGAAGCAGAGCCAGCCUCCUGAGACUCAGGGUGGGUGGGGAGCCGAGACCCUCCAGCAGAGGAUCAUUUAGCAGGUGACCUGGGCUAGUUGCCUUGGUAACGUGUGUCUUCCCUCCCCUUCAACAAACCUGCAGCGCCAAGAGGAGGAAGAUGGCUGACAAGAUUCUCCCACAGAGGGUGAGUUUCUUUCUUUUCCAUUUUGCUUCCUCAUCGGACCCUGACGGGCUCUCCUCCCCAUCUGAAGGAAGGUCUCCUGGCUCCUUGUUGUGGGUGACAUGGAGCCAGCACAGCAAGAACUCCUCCCUUGUGGGGGGUCAGGAUGGAUGACCCCUGGGGUCCCUUCCAAUUGAAUGAUGCUAGGAGCCCACUGGUUAGGCAGGCCUUUGGCUUCUCCAAUGUGAGCAGGUGGGUGUCUGUCUACCUGCCUGUCUCCCAGGUGGGAGGCCUUUCGCUCACCUGAGCACUGCCCUCCCCGUGUUCUGCGUGUGUCAAGUUAAAGGGAAGCUCAAGCAAGUUCUUCUUCUCUUGCUUCACCUUUCCCCUCCCUCCCGCGAGGAUUCAUGCGCGUUAAGUGGUGAAAGUGCUUCCUUUCCCCCCUUUGAAAAAUAUUUAUAUUUAAGUGAAAGUAUUCCAGUGAGUUAAAAUAAAUAAGAAAAGGGAAAAAGAAAAAGGUUACAUUAAAAAAAAAAAUUAAAGGCAGAGGAAAACAACAACAACAACCAAACAAUCAAGGUUACAGAAUUCUAUAGUAUUUAUGUAAAUGGAUAAUCUUAUUGUUUCCCUCCAAUAUUUGUUGCUGUGGUUUCAAUAAACACAUUCCAAAUAUCAUUAAGUUUGUCCAUGCUUCCUCCAGAAUCCCUUGACAAAGCCUUGCGGUGUUAAUAUUUUGCAGGUCACUUAGAGGCUUUUUUUCUUUUGUAUUAAGCAACCAAGAAAGCAAAUAAGCCUAUGCAUAAAUGCCCCCCCCCUGCAUUGGGGGGGGGCAUCUUCCACCUCCUUGCUUCUGGCUCUGCUUCACCCUCUGGAAGUGAAACGCUUCCUCUGCACGAAGGAAGCUGCUUCCUCCUGAGCCUGGCCAGGACUCCACCUAACCCAGCUCUGACUUGCAGCAGCCCUCCAGGGUCCUUGCCCGGGCCUGUUCCCUGACAUUCCCCCCGAGAGGAGAGGGGUUGAACCAGAGACCUCCUGCAAGCCAAGGGAGUCCCUCUACGACGCUCUGCUCUCUUCCCAGAUCCGGGAGCUGGUGCCAGAGUCUCAGGCCUACAUGGACCUGCUGGCAUUCGAGCGGAAGCUGGACCAGACCAUCAUGCGGAAGCGAGUGGACAUCCAGGAGGCCCUGAAGAGGCCCAUGAAGGUAGGAGCAGAUGGGCCUCCCUGAUGCUGGAGAAGAGCCCAGCGCAGUCCCCUCUGAUGUCGUGGACUGGCUGGACGCAGAGGAAUGAGUGGUGGGGGUGGGAACCAGCUGGGGAACCCUCCAGGGAAGAAGGCUCAGAGCCCAGGGAGUGGUGGUGGGGCGACAAUGAAUGGUCAGAUGGAGAAGAUUGGGAAGAGGAGGAGGCGGAAGCUGAAGAGGCAACAGGGUUUAGUGAGGAGGGAGAAUCUGUAGCAGAGAGAAGUUCAGACUCAGAGGCAGAAGCUGAGGCAGGAGAGGAGGGUGGCCAAGAGGCAGAGAGGAGUCUGGCUAGUGAAGAGUGUGAGAACGCUGAGGAUAGUAGGAGAGGAUAUAUUGAUUAAAUAUUAUCCUUCCUCACUCACACUAGUGAGAUAGUAGCAGAGCACAUUUCCUUGUUGCUGGUUGGUGGAUUCAUUAGAACCGUUUGAGUUAAGCAAUCCAGUCAGGCUUGUCCAGAUUGGAUUGUUGCUGGUAAAUUUCCCCUUUAGUUCCCUCUUAAAAACAAAAAUGACACAACAGUCUUCUUUUGAAAGUAAUGACAAGGUUUACUUACAUUCAGUUCACAGUACGGUCCUGAAGGCAGGCUUUGGCUCGUAGUUACAGUUACAGAGAAAAGUGUGGGUUCAUCCUCUGUGAGGGAUGAGCCCAUGUGCUGCUGGCUGAGAGCCAGAAGACAGCCAAAGGCAAAAUGGAGAGAAGGGAUCAAGAGAGAGAGAUGGCUGCAUGACUAACCCUUUUGUAGUGUCUGCCGGGGUCACAUCCAUCUACCUGGUCACAUGCAGGGGGAGGAUGCUCCAGACCAGGUGUGACAGGAAGUCCUCCUGGCUGGAGCAACAUUCUCCUGUGUGUCUGACUGCUUCAGUGACGUUACAUCCCACAAAGAGGCAUGAGUGUCUCCUCCUCCUGCUACGACAAACUCUCCUUCCAGUCUGUCUCCUAGAACCAGGAGAGGAGUGAAGAGGGCGAAAGAGAGGUUGGCUUCAUGCAACAGUCUCCAGUUGCUUGGGGAAACCCCCAGAGAAGAGGGGUCUUAGACGGCUGUAGGGAGCUGGGGACUUGGCAGCUGCUUCAUGGGAGCAAGACUUGCCAGAGCUGAGCUGCUGUGCUCUGGCGCUCCUCUGCAGAUCCUGGUAUUGCUAGUAAAGAGUUAACUCCAACUUGCUCAGUGUGAUUUACUGCUGGCUCGCUCCCGUCAUCUGAGCAGGCAGGAAGGGGCGGGGAGGAGGCGCCUGGCCCCACUCCUCCUGAGGUGCCCCAUUGAGCAGGAGCCUCCCUCCUUCCUUGCCUCCCCCCAGCUCAGACUCUCCUCCCUCCAACAGCAAAAGCGGAAGCUGCGCCUUUACAUCUCCAACACCUUCAACCCGGCCAAGUCGGACGCAGACGACUCAGACGGCAGCAUCGCCUCCUGGGAGCUGCGGGUGGAAGGCAAACUGCUGGACGAUGUAAGCUCUGGGCAGGUGGACUUACCUGCUUUCACAUCUCUCUGUGGGGCUGGGGGAGAAGUCGGGCGAGCCACCUGGCCAGGUGGGGCAGCUUUUGGGGAAAGCAGCUGAGGGGCAGAGGAUGAGGGAAACCAGGGCUGCAAGAGGCACCUGCUGUGGGCCUCAGUUCCCCUUGGAGAGCCAAGGCAGUUGGCACAGAGGCCUCCCGGAGUGAAAAAACCCCAAUGUGGGGGGGGGAAGGGGAGGGGCCAGGGUCCUGGGCCAAGCAAGGCCACGAUCCCUUGCAGCAGUGCGUGUGUGGAGCUUGCUUGAAGGAUGAGGGAGGCAGGGCCAGAAGAAGGGGGAGGAGGGGGUCCGAGAAAAGGAAAAUAUCUGGGGAAAUGUCCCAUGCCAAAGGGGGCAGACAUGAUAUGGGGGAGAAGGAGUCCCCCAAUAGCAUCUGGUGCUGGCCUCAGAGCUCAGUGGGGCCUGGAUGUUGUUCCCAACCCUCUCUGUGGGACUGGGAGCCACCUCUUUCCUCACCAGGGCCUCAUCCCUUGCUCUUGCAGGGGGUGGACUGGAUGACCCUCAGGGUCCCUCCCAACUCUGCAGUUGUGUGAUUCUUGUUGGCCUAGAGUUGAGACCCUUUCGGCUCCUCGUUCCUUGUGCUCUGACAUCUCUCCCUCCCGAUUCUACAGCUCAGCAAGCAGAAAAGGAAGUUUUCCUCUUUCUUCAAGAGUUUGGUCAUCGAACUGGACAAGGACCUAUAUGGACCAGACAAUCACCUGGUGGAGGUGAGUGGUGCCCUUGGUCCCAAGUAGGAAGCAGGCCCUGCCUGGGCAAGGCAAAGGGAGCACCUCCCUGUCCUUGCAUCCCAUUGCUGCAUCCCAUCUCCCAGGUGGUCCCUCCAGUCCCACCAGUGAUGCUGCCUGUGGCCAUUCAGACAGGGAUGGUACCUUCUCAAGCCCUCUUAGUAUGCACAGAAGAGCCAGCUGGACCAGGCCAAAGGAUCCCACCCAGUCCAGUGUCCUGGCCUCCCAGUGGCCGACCAGAUGCCCCAAGGGGAAGCUCAGGAUUCCCAGCCACUGCCGUUCAGAGUCAUGUUUGCCUCUGACUCUGGAGGCAUCUCUCAUAACUAGGAGCCCUUGGCAGCCUCCUCCUCCAUGGAUUGGCCCCCCUUAAUGCCCUCCAAGUUGGUGGCUGCCAUUGUCGCCAUCUCUUGUGGGAGUGAGUUCCACAGUUUAACUCUUCGCCGCUUGAAGAAGCCCUUUCCUGAAUCUCCCAACAUCCAUCUUGGUCGUCCAACACCCACAAGUUCCAGUCUCAUGGAAGAGGGAGAAAACCUUUCCUCUCUCCUCCGUUUCUCCAGGCUGUGCAUAAUUCCAGACGUCUCUUCCAUGCCACUGCUUCCUUCCAUCUCCUCUAAACUAGGAAGCCCCAAAUGUUGCAACUCUUCCUCCUGGGAGAGUUGCCCCCACCCCCUCGCGCAUCUCAGUCGCCCUUUUCCAAAUCUUUUCCGGCUGUAGGACACCCUUUUUGAGGCGAGGGGACCAGCACUGCAUGUGGCCCCACCAGAGAUUUGCAUAAUGGCGUUAUGAUAUUGGCGGUUUAUUUCCAUCCCUUUCCUAAUGACGCCCAGCAUGGGAUUCACCUUUUUCCACAGCUGCUGCACACUGGGUCGAAAUCUCCGUCAAGCUAUCCACUAAGAACCAAGGUCUGUUUCCUGGUCAGUCCCUGCCAGUUCAGACCCCAGGACCGUAUAUGCGUGAAAUUGAGAUUUUUGUUUUUUGCCCAGACACAGAUCACUUUGCCCUUGUUGGCAUUGAAUUGCAUUUGCCCCUUUUCUGCCCAUUUGCCCAGUUUAAACACAUCGUAAGAACGUCGUGCCCUAAAAAGAGCUUGCAGGAUCAGGCCAAUGGGGGCCUGUCCAGCCUCGCAUUCUGUCCUCAUAGCAGCCAACCAGACGCCCAUUAUGGGAAACGCGAGCACAAGAGCAGCCCUCUCCCCUCCAGGGAUUCCCAGCAGCUGGGAUUCUUGUGGCAGGGAGUUCCACAGUUUUUUGUUGUUGUUUUUUGCUUGCUUUUAUUCAGCAUGGUCAAACUGACAGAAUCCUCGUGCAGAGAUACUUUAACUGGCAAGUCACAACACUAUCUUACAGGUGUUCUGGAUGACUUUGCAAACAAGUGAUGAACUCUUUGAUAGACUUCCCUUCAUAGCAGAUCAGGUAGACGUUCACAAAUAAUGGAAACCUGGGAGAAAUGCAAUUGCUAAAGUAAAUUUUCAUGCGAAAUACAACCAAUUUAAAUUUUUACCCGGGAGUUCCACAGUUUAACUCUGUGCCUUGUGAAAACGUCCUUCCUUUGAUCUGUCCUGAAUGGUCCAACAUUCACCUUCACUGGACGACCACGAGUUCCAGUUACGAGGGAGGGAGGAGAACUUCUCUCUCUGUCCACUUUUCUUCGUGCCACACACACUUUUCUAAACGUCUACCAUGUUGCAUCCGUCUGGAGGUGUCCACAAUGUCUUUUUGCAUGGGUGAGCCUUGCUGAGAGCACCAUCCUGCCCCUGGCCUUGGCCCUGACCUGCGCUUUGCUUCUCCUUCUCAGUGGCACAGGACCCCCACCACCCAGGAGACGGACGGCUUCCAGGUGAAGAGGCCGGGGGACGUCAGCGUGCGCUGCACCCUCCUGCUCAUGCUGGACUACCAGGUCAGUGGCAAUGGAGGGGGGCGUUUCUGGGCACAUGAGACCAGAGACCAGCACCCCAGGGUCGGCGGUGGGCUUGAGGGAGCGGACCCGGCCGGCUUCGAGGCAACCCCCCAAGCCAGCCUCUCAUCCGCCGGUGCUUCCUGGCCCCUCUUUCUCCUGCAGCCCCCCCAGUUCAAGCUGGACCCCCGCCUCGCCCGCCUCUUGGGGAUCCACACGCAGACGCGCUCGGCCAUCAUCCAAGCCCUCUGGCAGUACAUCAAGACCAACAAGCUGCAGGACUCCCACGACAAGGAGUACAUCAACUGUGACAAGUAUUUCCAGCAGGUGAGUCCGUUCUCCUCACCUCUCCCCCUCCAGGAGGGGCUGGCAGGGCGGAAGCUGUGAGCCACCCAGCAGCUGCCCUAGAGGGCCUGGGGGGCUCUGGGCGCUGGAAGGAGGGACCUAGACUGAGAAAGAAUGAAUGGGGGACUGGGUGGGAAAAGAGGUGUCUGCCAACGUUCCUGCAUCUCCUGUCCUUCUGGAGUUCAAGGGAGAGAGGGGAGGCCCUUCCAGACCAUCUUGGGUUAUCCCCAGGGGCCACGAAUGGGGCUGGGCAAUGUCUGGUUUUCAACUUCAUGAUAUAUCACCAGCUAAACACUGCAGUAUGUGGAACGCGGGUGGCGCUGUGGUCUAAACCACAGAGCCUAGGACUUGUCGAUCAGAAGGUCGGCAGUUCAAAUCCCCGAGACGGGGUGAGCUCCCGUUGCUCGGUCCCUGCUCCUGCCAACCUAGCAGUUCGAAAGCACGUCAAAGUGCAAGUAGAUAACUAGGUACCGCUCUGGCGGGAAGGUAAACGGCGUUUCCGUGCGCUGCUCUGGUUCGCCAGAAGCGGCUUAGUCCUGCUGGCCACAUGACCCGGAAGCUGUACGCCGGCUCCCUCGGCCAGUAAAGCGAGAUGAGCGCCACAACCCCAGAGUCGGCCAUGACUGGACCUAAUGGUCAGGGGUCCCUUUACCUUUACCUAAACACUGCAGUAUACAUUUUUUCAACUGUCUAUUUGCCAUACACAACUAAAGCUGUAUUCGACGGACGAAAGGAUAUAUGAUUUUUGACAUGACUGAGAAUCGUAGAGCCAGGGAUGGAGAACUUUAAAGCGUUAAGAUUGGGAUGUGGAAAAUAUGAAAACCAUGAGCGGAGGCGGAACUGAAGAUUUGGAGAUAUGCUUCAGAGGUCCAGACUAUGGGGAGCCUAGAAAAAUUAAUAAUUAAAAUUUGGAUUACAAUUUGCUCUUUCCUUUUUAUUUUAGUUUUUUGUUUUUAAUUAGAUUAUGAUGUGGACAUGUCGAAUGGCUGUCUUUAUUGGGGGCGGGGGGAAUGAUUAAAAAACUACACUGCAGUAUACAGUGGUACCUUGGUUCCCCAACGGCUUAGCUGAUGAACAAAUCGGCUCCUGAAAGCUGCAAACCCAGAAGUGUGUGUUCCGGUUUGCAAACAUUUUCCAGAAGCCGAAUGUCCGUUUUGGCUGUCGACAUUGUUUCCGGGGCCAGUCAGCUAAUCAGAAGCCGCGCCUUGGUUUGCAAACGUUUUGGAAGUCAAAUGGACUUCCAGAACGGAUUGAGUUCGAGAACCAAGGUGCCACUGUACUGAUAUAUCACGAUGUCUGAAAUAAGGAUGGAGCUAUGGCUUCACGGUUUUUCCCACAUUGUGCUUUUUGCAUAACGCAUCGUGAUUUGCAAUAUAAAGCCAGUUGAAAACUGUGAAACCGAUGUCACAAUAUGGACUUCAAGCUGCUUUGGGACGCCAUCUCACCCGGCCCCAGCCAGGGAGUGCUAGGCCCUUCCUUGGAGCACGUGAAUUGUAGAAUGGUAGAUUUGGCAGGGACCCCCAAGGGUCCUCUAGCCCACCCCCUGCAAUGCAGGAAUCUCAGCUGAAGCACCCAUGACAGAUGGCCAGCCAACCUCUGCUUAAAAGCUUCCAAUGAAGGAGAACCCACCUCCUUCCAAGGGUGUCUGCCCCAUGGUCAAACAGCUCUUGUGGGGGGGGGGUGAGAGGGGGGGCAUUGGACAUGAAUUGAAGCCCCUUCCCAGGCCUCCAACCUUGGCUGGGCUGCAUGGGGCCACCAUCUCCCAUUGCCGGAAGCAGGCCUUCCGACUAGGGUGGCCCUGUUCUGUUCUCUGCUCCUUUCUCUUCUGAGAUAAUAAUAAUAAUAAUAAUAAUAAUAAUAAUAAUAAUAAUUUAUUAUUUAUACCCCGCCCAUCUGGCUGGGCUUUCCCAGCCACUCUGGGUGGCUUCCAACAAAAUAUUAAAAUACAGUAAUGCAUCAAACAUUAAAAGCUUCCCUAAAGAGGGCUGCCUUCAGAUGUCUUCUUAAAGUCUGGUAGUUGUUCUUCUCUUUGACAUCUGGUGGGAAGGCGUUCCACAGGGCGGGUGCCACCACCGAGAAGGCCCUCUGCCUGGUUCCCUGUAGCCUUGCUUCUCACAGGGAGGGAACCACCAGAAGGCCCUCGGAGCUGGACCUCAAUGUCCGGGCAGAACAAUAGGGGUGGAGACGCUCCUUCAGGUCUACAGGGCCGAGGCCGUUUAGGGCUUUUGAGGUCAGCACCAACACUUUGAAUUGUGCUCGGAAACGUACUGGGAGCCAAUGAAGGGCUCCCUUGCAGGAGAAGCUCCUUUACCUUGGAUUGGGGGUGGGUGGGGGGCACUGCAGCUUCUGGUGGGGGGGACUAGGGUUUGCUUUGAGGGCCACCGACCUCCUGACACCCAGCCACUCCCCCCCUUUAUGGUUUCAGAUCUUUGACUGCCCGCGGCUAAAGUUUUCCGAAAUCCCGCAGAGGCUGACGAACUUGUUGCUGCCGCCGGAUCCUAUUGUCAUCAACCACAUCAUCAGGUCAGGCGGCCCCACCUUGUCCUCCAGCGGGGAGAAGCGUAAACUUGGAAGGGGUCCCAAGGGUCAUUUAGUCCAACCCCCUGCAAUCCUGGUGGGACGGCAGUUGGUGACUUGUGGCCUGGACUUAGAAUCAUAGAAUCAUAGAAUCAUAGAAUCAUAGAGUUGGAAGAGACCACAAGGGCCAUCGAGUCCAACCCCCUGCCAAGCAGGAAACACCAUCAGAGCACUCCUGACAUAUGGUUGUCAAGCCUCUGCUUAAAGACCUCCAAAGAAGGAGACUCCACCACACUCCUUGGCAGCAAAUUCCACUGUCGAACAGCUCUUACUGUCAGGAAGUUCUUCCUAAUGUUUAGGUGGAAUCUUCUUUCUUGUAGUUUGGAUCCAUUGCUCCGUGUCCGCUUCUCUGGAGCAGCAGAAAACAACCUUUCUCCCUCCUCUAUGUGACAUCCUUUUAUAUAUUUGAACAUGGCUAUCAUAUCACCCCUUAACCUCCUCUUCUCCAGGCUAAACAUGCCCAGCUCCCUUAGCCGUUCCUCAUAAGGCAUCGUUUCCAGGCCUUUGACCAUUUUGGUUGCCCUCCUCUGGACACGUUCCAGUUUGUCAAUGUCCUUCUUGAACUGUGGUGCCCAGAACUGGACACAGUACUCCAGGUGAGGUCUGACCAGAGCAGAAUACAGUGGCACUAUUACUUCCCUUGAUCUAGAUGCUAUACUCCUAUUGAUGCAGCCCAGAAUUGCAUUGGCUUUUUUAGCUGCCGCGUCACACUGUUGGCUCAUGUCAAGUUUGUGGUCAACCAAGACUCCUAGAUCCUUUUCACAUGUACUGCUCUCAAGCCAGGUGUCACCCAUCUUGUAUUUGUGCCUCUCAUUUUUUUGCCCAAGUGCAAUACUUUACAUUUCUCCCUGUUAAAAUUCAUCUUGUUUGUUUUGGCCCAGUUCUCUAAUCUGUCAAGGUCGUUUUGAAGUGUGAUCCUGUCCUCUGGGGUGUUAGCCACCCUCCCAAUUUGGUGUCAUCUGCAAAUUUGAUCAGGAUGCCCUUGAGUCCAUCAUCCAAGUCGUUGAUAAAGAUGUUGAAUAAGACCGGGCCCAAGACAGAACCCUGUGGCACCCCACUAGUCACUCUUCUCCAGGAUGAAGAGGAACCAUUGAUGAGCACCCUUUGGGUUCGGUCAGUCAGCCAGUUACAAAUCCACUGAGUGGUAGCAUAGUCAAGACCACAUUUUACCAGCUUCUUUACAAGAAUAUCAUGAGGCACCUUGUCAAAUGCCUUGCUGGAAUCAAGGUAGGCUACAUCCACUGCAUUCCCUUCAUCUACCAGGCUUGUAAUUCUGUCAAAAAACGAGAACAGGUUAGUCUGACAUGACUUAUUUUUCAGAAAUCCAUGCUGACUAUUGGUGAUCACAGCAUUCCUUUCUAGGUGCUCACAGACUGUUUGCUUAAUGAUCUGCUCCAGAAUCUUCCCUGGUAUUGAUGUCAGACUGACUGGGCGGUAAUUAUUUGGGUCCUCUCUUUUCCCCUUUUUGAAAAUAGGGACAACAUUUGCCCUCCUCCAGUCUGCCGGGACUUCGCCCGUUCUCCAGGAAUUCUCAAAGAUGAAUGCCAGUGGUUCUGAGAUCACAUCUGCCAGUUCUUUAAAUACUCUUGGAUGCAGUUCAUCUGGCCCUGGAGACUUGAAUACAUCUAGACUAGCCAAGUAUUCUUGUACUAUCUCCUUAGUUAUUCUGGGCUGUGUUUCCUUUGCUGAAUCAUUUGCUCCAAAUUCUUCAGGUCUGGCAUUGUUUUCUUUAUCGGAGAAGACUGAGGCAAAGAAGGCAUUGAGGAGUUCAGCUCUUUCUGUGUCCCCUGUUUGCAUUUCACCAUCUUCUCCUCUGAGUGACCCCACUGUUUCUUUGUUCUUCCUUUUGCUACGAACAUACCCAUAAAAGCCUUUUUUGUUGCUUUUAACCUCUCUAGCAAGCCUGAGUUCAUUCUGUGCUUUAGCUUUUCUGACUUUGUGUCUACACGUGCUGACUUCUGGGAUGCUUGGGUGGGGUGGGGGUGAAGCCUUGCCUCCUCUCCUCCUGGGGUGCAGUAACUCCUUCAGGGGCCGUGGGCAGGACUCAGAUUCCAUGGUGCCCCUUGUGGGCCUUCUCAGCGAGCGCAACGUGGAGGAAGGGUCCCAAUUCUGCAAGGAGGAGAUGUGAGGCUCAUGGAGUGCCAGCCCAAAAAGAGGUCUAUAUCAGUUCAGCAAGCAGGGGGAUGAGCAUGUGGGGUCCAGGGAGAGGGCUCCGAGGGCCAGAUGAAGGCCAUCUUCCCGUGACCAUCCUCGCCAGAGUCUCUUUUUGUGCUCACUGAGAUGUAGCAGCAGUCUUGUGACCCCAAAGCCACAAGGAGCUGCAUGCAGAAGGCCUCUGGGGCUGGGGGGGGCUGGGAGGGGCCCCAAACCUCUGCCAGUGAAGGUAGACUAUUCUGCACCAGUCAGAAAAGUGGGUGGUAAUAAUAAUAAUAAUAAUAAUAAUAAUAAUAAUAAUUUAUUACUUACAGCCCACCCAUCUGGCCAGGCCUCCCCAGUCACUCUUGGGAGCUCGCAACAGAAUAUUAAAAACACAAUAAAGCACCAAACAUUAAAAACCUCCCUAAACAGGGCUGCCUUCAAAUGUCAGAGAGCUGUUUAUUUCCUUGACAUCUGACGGGAGGGCGUUCCACAGGGCGGGUGCCACCACCGAGAAGACCCUCCCUCCUGUGAUUUUGCUUCUUGCAUUGAGGGAACUGCCAGAAGGCCCUCGGAGCUGGACCUCAGUGUCCGGGCUGAACGAUUAGGGUGGAGAAGCUCCUUCAGGUCUACUGGACCGAGGCCGUUUAGGGCUUUAAAGUUCAGCGCCAACACUUUGAAUUGUGCAUGGAAAGGUACUGGGAGCCAAUGUAGGUCUUUCAAGACCGGUGUUAUGUGGUCUUGGUGGCUGCUCCCAGUCACCAGUCUAGCUGCCGCAUUCUGGAUUAGUUGUAGUUUCCAGGUCACCUUCAAAGGCAGCCCCACAGAGAGUGCAUUGCAGUAGUCCAAGCGGGAGAUAACCAGAGCAUGCACCAGUCUGGUGAGACAGUCUGCGGGCAGAGAGGGUCUCAUCCUGCGUACCAGGCUACUAGGUGAUUUCUUCUGGGAGCAUCGCCUCACCUUGUCCAGAGGCCUGACCCCCCCUGGCUCCCCUCCUAGUGUGGACCCCAAUGACCAGAAGAAGACCGCCUGCUACGACAUUGACGUGGAAGUGGAGGACCCCUUGAAGGGGCAGAUGAGCAGCUUCCUCCUCUCAACAGCAAACCAGCAGGAGAUCACAGCCCUGGACAACAAGGUGCUUAGGGGGCGGGGCGGGGGUGUGUGUGGGGAGAAGAGGCAGACUGGGGGCCUGGGGUGCUGGGGCAAGUGGUAGGGGAACUUAAGUUAAGAGGCUCAGGGGCUUUCCGUUUGGAGGAACUAUGGCCAGCUACAGCUGAGGGGAUCAGUACCACUGGGGGCAUUGUAGAACUGUAGGUGUGGAAGGGACCCAAGGGUCAUCUAGUCUGACCCCCUUCCAUCGCAGAUAAAUCACAGGAUGGCUUUACAGGCGUGUGUCUGCAGUCUGGUGUGAAGACUGAAGGGCUCCCUUUGGGGACCAGGUGCAAAUCCCACGAGGAGAAACGAGCCUCUUAUUUUCCUUCCCUGCUCAGAUUCACGAGACAAUCGAGUCCAUCAACCAGCUGAAGAUACAGAGGGAUUUUAUGCUCAGCUUCUCCAAAGACCCCAAAGGGUACAUCCAAGAUCUCCUCCGAUCCCAGAGCAGGGAUCUCAAGGUGGGUCUAUUGGGGGGGUCCUAAGUGCACAAAGGGGCAGGUGGGGCUCCUGCAAUGGGGUCUUAUUGGGAGGGUGAGAAGACAGUGUCUGUGGCUGUUUUUACAUGUUAAAAUACCUCAAAGUCACUGCAAAAGGAUCCCACGGGGGCCUUGCUCCCAGUGGCUGUUCAGAAGGAUGGAUUGGAACCUAUGGCUCACUAGCCAGCGAAAUGGCAGCAUAGUGCGGAGUCUAAAAGGUUUGGCAGCAGCGUGUAGCCAUGGUGGCCAGGAGCCAUCAAUAGCUGCCUCCUCCUCCAGCCCUCUUUAAAAGCCAUUCAAAUUUGUGGACACCACUGCAUCCAGUGGGAGGGAGUUCCACAGUCUGCACUGCAUGAAGAAGUACUUCUUUUCCCCUGCCCUGAACCUCCCAACAAUCGGCUUUGUUGGAUGUCCGCAAGUUCCAGCGUUAGGAGAGAGGGAGGAAAACUCAAGCAUCGCCCUUGAGCCAGUGCCACCAACUGGACUCACACACUUCAGCCCCGACUGGGCCAGGCGAGCUGGGUAGCACUUCCAGAGACCACCUUCUGCACAGGAACAGGUCAAAGUGCUGUGGACUCACAGCUUAGAGUUGUGAGCACCGGAUUCACUUCCACAAGAAGACAGUCGUCGCACAGCAGAGUAUAGCAGAGCAUAAACGACUCGGAGAGCAGCUCUGUAGAAUAUCAUCUUUAUUCUGUCUACAACUAUAAUACACAACUAUGUACAGAGCUAAAUGAGGUCUAAACGAAAAAUGCUGAACUGCACUGAGUGUCUGCAGCUGCUGUAAGCAGCAACCUUAUCUAUACACACGAUCUCUCUCUAACACUCAGUCUUUCUCUCUCUUUGACGUGAGGCUGGAGCGAAAUAAGUAGAGAGCAGAAACUGCCCCCUCCUCUCUUGAGAGUCAGCAGAGAACAUCAGCAGAUUCUUGGAUAUGGGAGGGGUGAAAUCUCCUCAGUUUUCUCCAUGCCACGCACAAUCUCAUCCGCGCCUAUCAUGUUGGUCCUAGUCAGGGAAUGGCAGUGCCUUUGUUGGGACCAACCCAAAUGCCCCGGGAUGGACUUCUCCAACUCACUCUGUGAGGGGCUUCCAGUACAUGCUGUCUGCAAACUGCCCUUGGUGCAGAACGCGGCAGAAUGCCUAGAACUGAUGGGGCUACUCUGAUGCCACGUUGUCCCCUCUGCAUGGUAGGUGAUGACCGACGUGGUGGGGAAUCCCGAGGAGGAGCGGAGGGCAGAGUUUUACCACGAGCCGUGGUCCCAGGAGGCCGUGAGCAGGUACUUCUACUGCAAGGUAAGAGAACAGAAUAGAAUUUAUUAUUUAUACCCUGCCCAUCUGGUGGGGUUUCCCCAGCCACUCUGGGCGGCUUCCAACAGAGUAUUAAAAGACAAUGGUCUGUUAAACAUUAAAAGCUUCCCUAAAGAGGGCUGCCUUCAGAUGUCUUCUAAAAGUCUAGUAGUUGUUCUUCUCUUUGACUUCUGGUGGGAGGGCUUUCCACAGGGCGGGUGCCACUACCGAGAAGGCCCUCUGCCUGGGUCCCUGUAACUUGGCUUCUCGCACUGAGGGAACCACCAGAAGGCUCUCGGAGCUGGACCUCAGUGUCCGGGCAGAACGGUGGUGGUGGAGACGCUCCUUCAGGUAUACUGGACCAAGGCCGUUUAGGGCUUUAAAGGUCAGCACCAACACUUUGAAUUGUGUUUGGAAAUGUACUGGGAGCCAGUGUAAGUCUUUCAAGACCAGUGUUAUGUGGUCUCAGCGGCCACUGGUCUAGCUGCCACAUUCUGGAUUAGUUGUAGUUUCCAGGUCACCUUCAAAAGUAGCCCCACACAUUGCAGUAGUCCAAGCGGGAGAUAACCAGAGCAUGUACCACUCUAGCGAGACAGUCUAUGGGCAAGGAGGGUCUCAUCCUGCAUACCAGGUGGAGCUGAUAAACAGCCGCCCUGGACACAGAAUCGACCUGCACCUCCAUGGACAGCUGUAAUUAAUUAAUUUUUAUAAUGAAAUUUUUUUAGAAUGUUGGAUUAUUUGAUGGUUGUUAGCCACCCUGAGCCCGGCUUCGGCUGGGGAGGGUGGGAUAUAAAUAAAAUUUUAUUAUUAUUAUUAUUAUUAUUAUUAUUAUUGAGUCCAGAAUGACUCCCAGGCUGCACAGCUGGUCCUUCAGGGGCACAGUUACCCCAUUCAGGGCCAGGGAGUCCUCCACACCCGCCCGCCUCCUGUCCCCCCAAAACAGUACAAAAACAGGGGACAAAGUUGGAGGCAGGCUGAGCUGGGCUGGGAGGGCGAAGCCCCUUCCAUCGCCCCCCAACUCUCUCCUUUUGCCCUUUCAGAUCCAGCAGCGUCGCCAGGAGUUGGAGCAGUCUCUGGGGGUGCGUAAUACCUAAGUGGGGGUUUCCGGCCUGGCUGGCCGGCCCCUGAACCAGCGGACUGACCUGUGUCCCCCCAUCGCCCCCCAUCCCACAGAGGGUGGGCUUUCUUCACGACUGGCCAAGGGGGCAGGUCUGACUCGCACCACCACCAGCGCCACCAGUCUCUGGCCACCGUUUGAGUGUGUUUUGCCCCACUGACCUCCUUCUCUUCCUCCUCCUGCGGCUGCUGAGACCCUCCCAGGCCGGAAGGUGGCGAGGUCUCCCCUCACAUCGCUCACGCCGAUCAUCGGGUGCUGGAGAAUGAAGGACACCCCCUCCCCAAGCACACAGGGCCCCUCCUGGACUAAGACUUGGAAGGGGAGGAGGAGCCCAGUGGAUUGGUCAGAUGCUCCUAAAUCUCUCUCUGUGUGUCUCCCCCCCCCUCCCUCCAGGGGUGCCAACUUGAACAAAAUAUUGGGGGACCCAACUAAGCCCCACCUCACAUAAUUGAUCACAAGUCAUGGCACAUGCACACUAUUUGAAGAGCAAUGCCCAUUAACCUUGGGGGGCUGUGGCCCCCUCAAAGUUUUUAUUGGGGCCCCAAAGGGACCUUGGCCCCUAGGAGUCGGCUCCAAUGCCUGCCUGCCUCCUUCCUUCCUUCCUUCCUUCUUUCCUCCUUCCUCCCUUCCUUCCUUCCUUCCUUCCAUUCUCUCUCUCUCUCUCUCUCUCUCUCUCUCUCUCUCUCUCAUGGUGCCCUUCAGGUGUUCUGUCUUCAUGCCCCUUUGCAAGGCCAUUUAUGGCCACAUGAGCAGCAAAUCCCCCCCCUUCACUGGACAGAUGGAGGCUGCAGAGAGACGUGGGUCUGGGGGCUGCGGUGCUCACCUGGUUUGCUAUGGAGUGGAGCUCCUUGCAAAUCUACCUGUCUCCAGGCUGCCAGCUGUGUCGCCCGUGUUCCCUCCCUGCCCUCUUCCUCUGCCAAGGCCAAAGAGGCCACAGACCCCCCUCUGUCGACAAGCCCUGUCCCACCGCCCUGACUUUCCUAUCUAUCUCUGCAGGAGUGUGGGUUGUGGUGGGCACUGCCAGUUCCCAACAGAGCCCCCCCCCCCCCGUUGAGAUGGAGAUGGAGACCUGCCCCCUGGCCAGCCCCACAGGCUGUCUGCGUUCCUGUCUGCCCUCUGGCAGGCUGAGACCCAAGGCAGCCGCUGAAGAGGGUCUUGCUCUCUGCCUCUUCCUGCUGUCCGUGGGACCCCUUAGAGGGUGUGAGGAGGAGCCCUGCGGUGGCAAAAGGCUCCCCUUCUCAUGAGAACAGGAUGCUGGGCUGUAGCCCAAUGGCCUGAUCCUGCAGCCUCUCCUUAUGUUCUCAUGCUCCUCGCUAGCCAGGCCUCUGGUGGAUUUAAGCAAAGCCAAAAGGGACACAGAGAGAGAGAGAGACUUAGCCAAAGGUGGUGGACUCUCCUCCCUCAGAGGUCUUUAAACAGAGGUCGGACGGCCAUCUGUCAGGAAUCCAUUAGCUCCGAUUCCUGCCGUGCGGGGGGUGGACUAGAUGCCUGCUUGGGGUCCCUUCCAACCCUGUGAUUCAGUGCUAAGAGGCCAGCUGCCAAAUCCCGGUUCCGCUUUGCUCUGCCCCUCUGCACUGCACUUGCAAACUUCUGGUGCCAAACUUCUGGGGGACUUUGGCAGGGGGCUGCCAGGGCCACACACCCCCCCCCCGGACCAUGCAAGGAUUAUUCUCCUGCCAGCACAACAGCAGUGGCAGCCCUGCUCACCACCCUCCUUCCAUGCUGACUGCCUGCCCUGGGUAAGGUCUCACCACUGGGUGGCAAUGCCACUUUCAGACGGAAACCACGCCUGGCUCUUGUCUGCAGCAGCUGCCCCUCUGUAUUGGCGUCCUCCAAAUGCAACGACUCAGCCUGUAGAUUUCAUCGCUCUGUGGGCUUCUCAAGUUUCCAGCCUGUCUAGGCUGGGGCAUUUUAUUUUGGGCUUGAGCCCCUGCCCAGCCGCUCCUGGGGGUCUGCCAAGGUAGGCGUGUUAUGGCUGGCGAGGGGCCCUUCUGAGCUCCCCCUGGGAGUCCCAGCUGGUGCCAGUCCUGGCUUGGUUCUGAUCCUGCCCUUUUGCCAGGAUGUGCCUGCUCCAAGCAAACCUGCUGGGACUGACCCUCACCCACCAUGUGCUGAGCCCAGCGUCCAAAUGCCCCCGACCCCUCAGUCUGGCCACCAUGGGCUCUCCUUCCUUGGGGGUCUUUAAACAGACGGUGGGCGGCAGUCUGUCGAAGAUGCUUUGGUUGUGGUGCCUGCAUCGCGUGGGGAUGAGCUAGAUGACUUUUGGGGUCCCUGCAAGGAGCACGCAGUGAUUCCCAGGCUGAGGGGGGAGCAGGGGCUCGUUCUCUGCAGAAGAGACAAAAGGGGUGCUGUCCUGUGGAGUGGGGGGCGCAAAGGCAGAGGUGCCUGAGUGCUGCAUGCCUGGCCCCCCCUUGCUUUUUUGUGCCAGCCCCACUUCAGAGGGGGCAGCCAGAUGACAAGGCAGCUGCUGUUUCUGGGGUGCAGGUUUGUGCUUUUUCCUAUUUUCACCACGGCUCUGUUGUUCUCCCCUUCCAGCGUCUUGUUUUCACACGUCCUCCUUUGGGGCACCCACAAACCCUCCCUUGCACCCAGGUCCACCUGGUCACCCAUCUUUGGGGGUGGGGGGGUGGAGAGUGCGACCCAAACUCCCCCCUCCCUCCUCUCCCCUCCUCCUCCUCCUCCUCCUCUUCCUCCAUGGCUGCCGUGUCUUUGUCGUUCGGUGCUGAGUGACUCGUAGAGAAGCUUUUAAAUAAUAAAGAUUUUGUUCCUUUGU
Molecule: messenger RNA, 47233 nt
Organism: Podarcis lilfordi (Lilford's wall lizard)
Lineage: Eukaryota; Metazoa; Chordata; Lepidosauria; Squamata; Lacertidae
Source: the annotation of a GenBank genome assembly